Molecule: messenger RNA, 47684 nt
Organism: Xyrichtys novacula (pearly razorfish)
Lineage: Eukaryota; Metazoa; Chordata; Actinopteri; Labriformes; Labridae
Source: the annotation of a GenBank genome assembly
UUGAUUGAACUUUUUUUUUCACAAAUUGAAUCCCUGAAUGCAUUUUGUAUGUGGUUUGUAUAUUGCUUUUGUGUUAAUGGGGUGAAUGAUAAUACAGAAUAAUGUUAAAGUUUUAGCUCCAAUCAUAUUUAAAUAAACAGAUACUGAUCCAGAUGCAGACAGGCCAGACUUUAAAUGUACACGAUUCAUUUUUUAUGACUACAUGUGUGUUUGGGGGGGAUUUUUAAAUAAUUCAUUACAUGUGUGUAAGUUAUUAAUGCAUCACAUGUGUGAAUACAUGUGAUAUAAGCAGCGUCAGAACUAUGUUGAUGUUAAAAAACCUGUGAGUGUUGUUUUGAAAGCUGUAAGCAUUUGUUAUUUCUGAAAAUAAAAAAAGCCAAGAAGUGGUGAUGGCAAACAUCCACCAAAGAGAGGCUCUUAUUUAUGAAGCAUAUGUUACAGAUCAUAAAUUAUCAGCCAGGCGUCACUUGGUGGUCUGUCAUUAAAGCGUGUUUGCAGUUUAUGAUCCUUUCCUGAAUGAUGACUUUUGGGAAGGAGAUUUCUCAGCAGCACAAGAUCCAAGAUUGAAGAAGGUUGGUGAGACAUCAUAUAUUCUGUAUGUUUGUGACUGUUGGCUACUUUCUCCUGUAGUUUCUCGAUGUUCAGCCUGCAGCUCAUCUUUUUGCAGCCUGAUGAAACAUGAGCAAAGUGAAAUCCAGCCUGUUGAUUUUGUCCUCUCAUCAUCACACUGCAAAAGAUGAAGGUCCGCUUGUUGCCUCUGUGGCUGCACCCCCUCACUCCACCCCUACACCACCCCUCUCUUCAUUUCUCUUCCCCGCGCGUGUGUAUGUGUUGGUGUGCGUGUGUGUGUGUGUCAGGGAGUGUGUGCGCAUUCCUUCGCAGGCAGCGGAGCGGCAGUCGGAGGUUGAGAGUCCGCGCAGAGAGGACACACUCGGGCAGAAACCAGCCAUCAGUGUCGCCGUUACAACACAGGGAAACAUGCAGGUAGGACACAAAUUUAAUCCCCUUCUCGUUAUCUUUCAUACAAGCACUCGACAGGUUGAAAUAGGGAUUUAUUUUCCCUUUUACGCACGUGGUAAAACCAAGAGGCGCCUGUUAAGUUAAAUCAACAGCGUGGAUCCGCUCUCCAGGCUACUUGUUGGCCAAAUUGAUGCUUUUGAAAAUUCUUCCACAGUCACCAGAGGCUAAUUUGCUCCCACUUUUUUCCAUUUUAGCUGAAAGCUGAGUUUGUAAGUGAAGUUAUGUAAUAGCAGCCUUGCUGGAGGCAGAGCAGGAGAGAGACGCGUCUCUGCAGACGGUUUCCAGCAAAGUGUCACUUUGCAUCACGUCUUCUCCUCCCUCGCACUCCCGUCGAUUUUACGCGUGUUUCUGUGGACAAUCCGCGAGAUUAUUUCUCACUGUGUAUGUGAGACCUCGUCGUGUGGCUUCAAGUGAUUCACGCGUGACUUAAAAAUCUCUAAAUAGAGUCUGGUGUGAAAUCCUCACAGUCUGCCUCAAAUCCCCAAUUCCAGGAAGAGGAGGGAGAUUGUGUUUGUAAUUAUGCUUGUGCUUGUUUUCUUCAAAGCAGAUUGUAAAUCUCAGAUCAGAGGCAAAUAGACAGUACAGAGGAAGGCCAGCCUUCUAAAGUGACUCUAACACCUUGGAGGCACCUCAUUAAUGCGCAGGGGGAUCUGUCCAGGGUGAGUUUCCCCCCUUAGAGAAGGUUCCUCAUGAUUGGCUGAACUAGACUAAAAACCUGAUGCAAGUAUGCAAGUUUUAAAGCAGACUGCAGGUGCCCUUGACAUGGGCUUGCACACAGGAGAAACAGGGCUGCAGUCUCUCCCAGUUUCCUUAUCUAUAUGUGCACAGAUGCAGACAUAAGGGCACUGGCUGAAGGGGAAUAAUCUCCUCCUACACACACACACACACACACACACACACACACACACACACACACACACACAUGCAGACACAAACAGCUGGAUGGAUCUCUGCAAGAGCACCUGGUUUUGUCAUGUGAGGGGGGUUCUGGAUGGAUUCUGCAGUGAGAGUCAGAAUGUCCCUCUUUUAACAAUAGGGCUUAUCAUCAAUCACUCUAGGAGCGGACCUGCCAAUCAGCAAAUCCAUCCAUCAAUCAAUCACACAAUCAUAAUCAGCCCCAGAAGCGUUUUGUUGCUUGCGUGUGCACUUCUUCGCAUCUUUGGUUCAUCAUAGUACCCUUUUUGUGGUGCGUCGUUGGUAGGGCUAUUUUUGCUCUUUUAAGCCGCAACAGCUGAUUGUCUCCAUCAUGGAGGAAUCUGUGAAGCGUUUUCAUGAGUGAUCAAUAAAUGGUGGAGUGUGCAGAUUGUCAGCUAAUUGGAAAAAAAAUGGGCACUAAAAGCACUCACAGCUGAUGGCAACACCCUGGAUUAUCUUUUUUUGUUGAGAAAACACAAAUUUACAAAGAUAUCUUAUUUACUUAAAGAGAAAACCAACAAAACAAAAAGAAGUAUUCAGUUUUGAGAAGACUAAACUCGGCAGGUUUGACUAUUCUUCUUUCGUUAUAAAACUUGUUAGUCGAUCCAUUAGUUACUUGAGAGACCACAAACUGAAAUUUCCAUUAUACUUUUACUUGUAGAAUAAAAUAUCACAAAAGUAAACAGAAAAGAAACUGUAGUUUCUGCUGAUGAAUUUGCUCAGUCUUAAGUUGUAAGUGGCUUUUUAAGCACGUUGUCUGUUCAUGUUUGUUAAUGUCAAACAUCAGCCGCAUUAUUAGCAGCAGUUUGACGUCCAUCCGUGUCUGACUGCAGCGGCUCAGUCCUGCAAACAUGUUUGAUUUUUCCUUUUUCUUUCUGCUUGUUGAAAUGCAGGUGUUUGAAUUACACCCUGCUGUGAGGCGUCAGGGUGCCUGAGGUUUGACUCUGUGACUCAUUUCAGUGUGUUUUUAGAGAAGAAUGACUGUGAUCAAUGAGGUUUGUUGCUGCUUUCUCAUUCUGAGUCAUUGUCAGUACAAUUUACCAAAGAGUUCCUGACAUAUUCUUCUGCAUGACAGCAUAAUGAAUCAGAUUUAUCUUUGGUUUAUGAUUAAAAAAAGGCACAGCUCCUUCCAAGAAUAGCUUUAUGUUGAAGAUCUGAAUGGAUUUGCUUAGAGAGAGAUCCAGUAUUCUUAUGAUGCUAACAAGCGUUGUGUGUGUGUGUGAAGCCAAAGCCUGACAGAGCUUAUCCCUCUGAGUAUAAAGCUGCUGUUUUUGUCCAAAAACACAUACAAAAAAAUAAAAAAGACUAAAUGAGCCAAACUGUGUGCCAAGCAGCAUGUUGCGUCUCUUAAAUUAACAUCAGGGUGGUCCGAUAUGAAAAACUGUUUCUUUUUUAAUCAUUUUUCCUGGGACUUAUUCUAAAGCUGCAUGAGUCAAAGCAAUUUGGAUUAAGAGGGGGGAAAACUUACACAAGGCCAAUGUGUGACUGAAGAUUUUGUUUAUCUCGGGUCUGCUGAACAAUGCACUUCUGAACCUGUCUGGACGUUACCCAAAAGAAAUGCAUGUGAGGUUACAAAUAUCUGACUCAGUUUAUGUGACUUUGAACAUACGCCUUUUACUCAUCACAACUCUGGAACCAAGUUUGGCCGUCACUAUGUCUUUGUGCUCGAGAUUACACCGCAAUAUUGGUCCUAGAGUAAUUUCACAUCACGGCAAAGCAGGAGCGCAGGUGGCUUGUAAUCACAAAGUUGGAGUGCCACACAUGCAUGCUCUCAGACAUGAGCUGCCGGCUCUGACACUACACAUUUCCAUCAUGUUCCCGUCAUUUUGCCUCUGUUACCAAUAGAGGAUCAGAGGCUGGAUACCUCUGCCCCCCUCACUACACCUCUAUGUUUUACACAUCGCGACAAAGUUUAACAAGAGCGUAAAUAAACUGCCAUGGAUUGGCAGCAUCUAAGAGCCAAUAGUUUACUUAGUUGAACCCCUAACGGCUGUUCUCUGUUGGGCUAAAUGUUGCUUUCUACUCUUUCCCUCAACUGUAGGAAUACAUAGAAAACAACUUGUAAUGCUUCCCAUUAGCACAACAGUUGUCAUUGUGAUCGGCGUCUGUGAGAGGGCAGUCUAAAGUUGGACAUGACUCCUGAGAUAUGGGGCAAAGUUGGUAUGAUGCAAAACUGGCUGCGUUUACAUUGGCAAAAAUAAUCGGAAUACAAAUGCAUCAUGUAAACAUGUUGAUCGGAAGAUUCUGAUCCAAUUCGGCUCAAUCAGAAAGAAAUUGUAUUACGAUCAAGAGGGAUGGUUUAUGCCGAUCGUUAUUCCGAAACGCAUCCAUGUAAUUCCGAUCGUGACUCUCUUACCUGACUCGGUCUUCACUCUUUAUUUACUGAGGCCAGUUCAGGAGGUUUCAUUAUUAAAUCUUUGGUAUACAUCACAACCGCAGGUGCCAUUUCUGCGCCUCCGGUAACAUAACAAGGCGUACAUACAGCGUAAUGAUGUCACAUCUGCACGCACAGUGCAACCUUUGACAGAACAGUAAAAUAAGUACGCAAGGGCGCCAUCUAGUGACAACAUUUAACAAGGGGAAAACUCCUGAGUUUGAUGGAGUGAACCAUUACCGCGUUUGUUGGUUUGUUGACAGCACAGACGUAAAUACAACUCUUCCUUUGCGGUUGUUUUAGCAAAAGCAGACAACUCUGCGCACGUCCAAACGCUUCUAAUCUGAAUAAAGCUUGGUGCAUGUAUACGCAGGUCAUGAUCGGAUUAUUUGAUUUUGCACCCAUAUAAAGAGUAGAUUCAGAUUAUCUGAUCCCUCAAAUUUUUUAUCGGGUCAAUAAAUUUUGCACGUGUAAACAUGGCUACCGAGACCAAAGGUUUGUUACCUGGCAGAUGGUCGAGCACACUCAGCCUCCUCUUUACUUAUAUGUUCCUGGCCCAAUUCAUGUUAGCAUGACUGUGUGAAAAUGACAUGUUAAGAGUUUUGUUCAUUUGUUCUUGUAAAGGACUGAAUUUCUGAGUUUUAAUCUCACAAACAAGCUUCUUUACUUUCAUAACAACCUCUGUUUUAGUUUUCCCUUUGCCCAAGGAGAGAAAAACAGAAGCUCAGAAACUCCUCUUCUUGGCAUUCAGAGAACUCUGCCAGUUCUGGUUGACACCUUCAGGUCAUUUUACUCAGCAAGGAUUGGAGAUGAGACACUAAUCAAUAACAGACUUGCCCUUUUAGUUUAUUUGGAGAUAAUCUCAAGUAUGAAGCUUAACUUUUACCUGUGAUGAAUAUCUACUGAACAGCACAUACUGCAUGAGUACAUUUAAAGCUGCAGUGCCCGAGUCUUUCGGUACACGGCUUGUAUUUCUCCAGAAAACCCUCUACUCCCUGACUUACUCCAUAUAGACUUCAGUUAAGUAGAUACGACUCUGGCUGUAUAGGUACAUCAAUGUCUGCUGUUACUCUUUACUUGAAGGAAAAGAGGAAGUUAUAUGAGCUCUGAUUGACAAAGCACAUGGUCUGAUCACGUACAGUUCAUCUACUCCACACUGCAGGUUAUGUCAGGUGUAAAUCUUGGAUGGCUCAGGUGUGGGAGUGUUGACAAUAACAACAGGAUAGGAUGUCUUUUUUCCCCAUUGUCUUAUUCUUGAAGCUGUCUCCCAUUUCAUGUGAGCUUAAGGAAGCAGCUUUCUUUACUUAUUUGUACAUGCAGGUGGAAAGAGUAACAGCAGGACAGAAGACGUUCCAGCCGAGACAUGUGUGAGAAGAAACAUUAUUCAAACAAUCACACCAAAACAACCACAGUUUUCUUUAUCACUUAUUUAAAAGACAAUAUAGAGAAAGCUAAUAUUUUGUUGCUGUUAGACAGAAACCUUACACCUUCAUAAAGGGCGUCCUUAGUCACCAGAAUUGAUGAUAACAGACUUUUUGAAAAAGUGAUCAGCUCGUUAGCAAGCUAGCUUGUAGCAGCCCUCAUAUACUCUUUCAUUCCUGUACUGUUUGGUUCGUUUUUAAAGGACUAUUGUCCCCUUACUCCUUUGGUCUGGGUAAGUAUGAACGAGCAAGCACAUCAUGGUCCGGAUCAAACAAACGGACCAUGGUCCUCUUGAAAAUGUAGGACUCGGUCCCCAUCCAAACGAACCAUGGUCCGGUCCACGGCGGGUGUGAACGCAGCGCUGAUACAGCCAGACUUUUUAUAUGUCGAUAUAAACCAAUAACACAUUUACACUGUAAUAAAGCCAGGAAAUUAUUCCGAGAUGGAGGCUGCAGCAGACGGAGAACAGCCGAUCAAAACACCGGACUGUCCAUAAAACUGGACAAAUGGCAGAGGGUAUCUGUUCUAAUACAGUAGUUGGGCGAUAAAUAUGAAAUACAUACCAGGGUGUUCUUCUGUUCUUCCUUUGCAUUAAUGGCGUCCCUUUGCACGUCUCCACCACCUCUGGUGAAUUGUGUGAAGCACGACGCCUUUUGUUCUGUCUGGUCGGCCACUCUCUGUGAGUUUGAGACAAUGAAGAUUGAGCCCCAAAUGAGCAGGUGACAGACAGUGAUUUUCCCUUGUAAUUUUCCCUCUUUUUGGUUCGCUUAGCAAAAGUCUUAUGUGAAUGCUCACUGGACCAAAUGCAAAAUGCAAUGAUGUAAACAUUUGUUCCCUGAUCCGGACCUUCUAAGAGGACUUUGGUUGAGAAAGACCCCCUAGAGAUGAUGAGACUCUUUAGAAAAUUGACACUCAAAGAACCGUGUGGAUAUAAAAACAACACUUGCAUCAGGUUACCAAUCAAAUGAACUCUCAUACUUUCUAAGCAUCCGUUUACUUGUUUUUUGUUUUUUGUUUGCUCAGAUUUAUAGCUUGUACUUCAAAAUAAUAGCACAGUUUUACCGUGUGGUAAAUAAAGCCAUCUACAUGCAAGACAGAGAAUAUCAAAAUUACAGUAUGACAAACAAUCGUUUUUAUGUUCUCUCCAAACAAGUUUCAGUCACAGGGAUGGUGAUGAGGAUAAAUCACAGAUCUGAACAUCAUUGGAAAUGGAUGAUAGAAGAGAAAGUUGAUUGUGUUUGUUGGUAAGAUCUCUGAAGUUAUGGACUGUUUAUGCUGUUUGAUUUUCAUUUUUUUUUACGUAACAAAACUAAGAUCUUUCAGUGAACUUUUCCUUUAAGAAGCUCACCUGGUGCUGCAGUUUUCCACGCAUUGCUGUACGUCAAUCAAAGCAGACACACACACACACACACACACACACACACACACACACACACACAGUCAGAGUACACACAGAUCAGUGACACUACAGCAGACUGGCUGACGACAACACACACACACACACACACACACACGCUUUGCUGCAUGUGAUACAGUGUCUGAGGGAGCCACCUGUUCAAUAGGUGGAGUGAUUGGUAGAUUUGAAUAAUUGAACAGCUCUGGUAACUGUAUCCUUUAAUGUGGGAGCAGGGAUAGGAGCACACACCUCUGAUCCAACUUCAGGACCAAACACAGUUUUCCUCCACAGCACUGCAGUCAGACUUUCUCAGCUGAACUUUAUCAAACUGUAGUUUAAUUUUCUCUGGGUUUCAGCUCCAAUACUGAAGCAAAUUUAUCACUUCAAAUUAGCUGAAAUAUGGUCCGAAUAGAGAAUUUCUGUUUCCCAGCUUAAUUAGUUGUGCUCUUUAUACACACACACACCAACACAAAAAGCUGAUAUGCCUCUGCGGAGCAUUGAACAGUAUAAUAUCGACCGAUGGAGGUAAAAAUGCAGUGAUGUGAAAAUCUGCCGCUGUUAAAUAUCAGCCACUAAUCAAUUAAUGUUGUCAUGUUCAUACAGCAGAUCUGUGAUAUCUGUAGAUGUGCUUAUUGACCUGUACAGAGUAAUAUGACAGGAUCGAAGAGAGUGAUCAGAUAUGUUUUGCAUACUAAGUGUGUGACUGUGUGUGCGCCUGUGUGUGUGUGAGGAGAAAAGAGGAGGAGCUGAUAAUUGAAACAUGGCUCCUCCAUCUCCCAGAGCCUCCCCAGAGUAUUAAUUCUUUCUCCACAUGAAGGCUCACACAUCAAUAUAAUACUCUUUCUCUCUUGCUCUUUCACGCACACAUACACAGCGUGUAGUCCAUAUGGAAGUGCCAUCCUCCCACAGACACACUGAUUCACACUGACAGCCAUACUGAGGGGCUCAAGCCGUCAGGACACAAAUAGUAUCAGCUCUCAGCCGUCAGCUCGGGUGCAGAUUCUCUUCAGGGUGCAGCAGCUUCAUGUUUAAGAGCCUGACUCUGCACAAGCCCAUAUUGUAUACAGGAAAUCCACACGAAGAGGUUUCUCCCUGUCAGUCUUCCAGUCAAAGUUGGAUGGCGCCCGCCCAAAAGGUAUCAUGCGUCCAUUAUUAUCCAGAUUUCAAUCCGUCCUCCAGUUUUACCGUCGUUUGCCAACUUUGUCUUGCUCUAAACUUUAUUUCCUGCCUUCCUAUUUGUUGUCUGACCUGAUCAUAUCAUGGUUUUCUUUAUUUGUUAAGAAGUGCUUGACGUGGAAACUCUAUUGUGUUGCAUAAGAUUGAAAUUAAAACCCACAGAUUAGCUUGUGUAACAGUCGCUGUUACACAAGGCAGAAAAAAGACAGAAAAUUAGAAAAGUUUACCACUGUAAGAGUCACAGUUUGAAAAGGCUUAGUCCAUCAGACUACUUUGUUGGUGAAAAAAAUCAGGGUUUUAGUUAAGCUAAGAUAAGCCUUACAGUUAGAGUUCAUGAAAAGGACACCAACUGCUGUCAGAAAAAUAAAAGGAGAGGAACUAUUAUAAUCUGUGGUCAAGUCUGAGCAAAUUUGGACCAUCUAGUCAAACAUAAAAGCCUCUGCAUUAAGUUAACAGACAAAGCUGUAUGUAUGCUUACUUUUGAGCCUGAGAGAAGAAGGGAAAAACAGGUCAGAUGUACCAGAUCAUGUGUUUCCUAUAAGUGUGUGGUCAUCUUUAUUUAAAGUUCUUGCAGUCUGUAAACAGUUCAAUCUUUGAUACUCCCGGUAUGAUACACUGGUUCACUGUUUACAGACACCCUACAGCAUCAGCAGGUUUUUCAAGCUCAGAAACUUUAUCCAACAGUUUCCACAGGCUAGUAAGCUUCCUCAUCAGGAGUACACUGAUCUUUGUGUUUCAGUUUCAUACAAUGUAUGGUCUCCAUUAGGCUUCACCAUUGUUACUUCAAAGGACUGCACAUUUAAACUUAUUUUUAACCCAUAGGUUUUACCCGACUGUGCCAUCUACUUUUAAAAUCAGCCCUGAACCUUGAAAUACUAAAAAAUAACACACAGAUGACUCAUUUUGGCUUCUUUACGUCUUUAAGUUUCUUUAAGGGGUAAUAUAUAGUGAACUGAUGGUUAUUUCAGUUAAAAUCCAAAAAGGGUAAACAUGUUAACUUUAUAUUAUUCUGUCCAUCAUCCAGCUGCUGACUCAUCACAUAAUCAAGUUGAUACAAAAGUGAUUGAAGUAUUAUUUUAUCAAUUUUAAAGAUUAGGAUAGUCAUGGUGAAUGAGACUACUAGAGUAUUUGUUUUCAUUUCUGUCUUUAUUUACCCUUCUUCUCAUGAGCUUUGCAGUGGAAACACCUUUAAACUAACUUCAGGGAGCCUAUUAUGUCCACAUAGGAGCAGAUCCCCUCCCACAGAGUCUGUCAUCUUGCACCACCGUGUUUCUACCAUCGCACACGAGGAGCAAACUAGUUACAUUCAAGUGCACUGGUAGGAGAUUAGGAAGAGGAAGAGAGUGGUUGUUAUGAAUAAAAUUAAUCAAGAAAUCUUUGAUUGAAAAACUUGAUGAAACAAGGAUUCUACUUAAAAUUCAGGCCCUAAGCUUCUUGUCCUUGAGGGCCACUGUUGCUUCACCAAUGGGAGGGAUGAGCAAGGGAGCAUUUCAGUCUAGAAUCCGACUGCUAGACAUCGCUAAAUACAGCAUUCCAAGCACUGUAAACCAAGCGCAAGUAAAAUCAUCUACUCGCUUAAUUUGAGCGAAUCUAGACACGUGAAUGAAUACUAUUUACUUGCGUCAUUUGCACAUCAACGGUGAUUUCAACGGCAAUCUCUGCCAAUUUAACCGGCGAGAUAAAGUGAUAGACAAACGUUUUUUACAAUUUACCUCCUCACUCACUUGCCUCCAGGCGAGCUCCUUUUUAUUCCAGUUUUGGUGAUUGAAAGAAAAGGUAUCACAUAAUUCCUGGCAUCCACAUACUGACUCGAUCAGUUUGUCCUCCAUUUUAGAUACCAGUGAACAACCGUCCAUUUUCAUAUGUCACCCGGCAACCUUGGUGCUGAUUAGUUAUGUCAACGUGAAUACCUGCUCAAGUUGAGACAUUUUCAGCUCCCGUCCAAUUCGUGUCAUUCGCACUGCCAGAGUAGUAGGCGCGUGCAAUCGCAUCUUUGCAUUGACUUAACAUGUAAUUCAUUUGCACAUAUGAUUUUACUCACACUUGGUGUGUGAAGACAGUAACAUUACCGCCACAAUCAUUACUGUAGCGCUGAGAUAAAGAUGCUCUCUCCAGCUCAGCUGUCGUCACCUGGAUUGCAGGACAGAAUCUUGCUCCACUCUCAAGACCUGCUUGAAAUGAAUCUGUAAUUUUUGCCACAGUGUGAACAAGCAGAAAUGAAAUAUGCCUAAACUCUUUUCUGGAGUUUGAUUUGAUAUGAUCAGUUUGUCCCUAAUGCUACUUUUACUGUUAAUAAUUAAUCCCCAUUGUUUUUUGUUUGAAUUAGAAUCAAGAUUUUCAUCGAUAUGGGUGUCGAAUACAGUUAGUAACCUCCCAAUCAGUGCCAGUGCUCACUCCUGUCUCACAGAUCCACAAUACAAAAACACAAAAACAGACAGAAACACUAUGAAACACACAAUGCUACAAAAGGCAUUAUGAUUCAGAAGAAACACAAAGAAGGAUGUUACAGAAUAGAGGAUAAUGCUUCAAAGAAAUGUUUAAAAAAACAAUAUGACGCACAAAAAAAAUCACAGAAAAAUAGAGGUACCAAAAACACAGACGCAGAAAUGCUGCUCACAAAGACACAGUGGAAUUAGUUCCUUAACAUCAUCUCAACAAAACCAAACAAGGAAAAAUCUUGACUUAUUUUUCAACGUCACACGUAGAUUUCUGUUUUUCUUGUUGCAGAAACCAUGGCAACAACCCAUGACAACGACAUGUUCAUCACUCUCUCUUGUCAUUUGGAAAGAGUUUUCUUUGCUGGUUGUUGUGCUGGCAGUGUGCACUUCAGUUUGUUUGACGUGUUUCACAUUCAAAAGAAGCAGAUCACUAUUUCUUUAGUGUGCUGCAAAUCCUUAGAUUUCUGUCACUCUCCUCCACGUGACUUUGUGAAGAGCCUGUGCUGUGUUAUUUGCUAGUCCACAAUCAGAACAAAGAUGAGCGAACUCUCUGAGCGGAUGAAUAGUCGCUGAUCUGAGACCAUCUCUGUCCUGCACACAGCUCAGCUCCUCUGUAAGACAUCCCCAGUGGUUGUGUUUAUGUGUGAGGGUUUUAUGAAGUAUUUACUGUAUUUUCCCCCUUUUGUACUGUCACUCUUUGUCAUCACAUCUUCUCCUCCUCCUCACGCCUGCUCUUUUCAUUUCUGUACAUAUUCAAUCAUGCACACACACACACACACACACACACACACACACACACACGUGCGCGCACUGCCCCACUGUGUUCCCUCCUUUAUAUUUAGCUCAGUUGGUAUUCUUGCUUUACCUGGAGCAGCCUGGUGACAGGUGACAUUAUGGUAAGAGAGGAGCUUGAGAUGUGUGUGUGUGUGUGUGUGUGUGUGUGUGUGUGUGUGUGUGUGUGUGUGUGUGUGUGUGUGUGUGUGUGUGUGUGUGUGUGUGUGUGUGGAUUUGCAGUCCAGGAAAAAUGGAAGAGGAUUGAUCGUAAAAUAAAUAGAAAGAAAUGAAGAGGUAGAGAGAUGAGGGGAUGGCAGAUUUGUAUCGACAUCCUGGCAGAGAAAAACAACAAAUAUUAAUGGGGACAGCUGAUUAAACUAAUGUUGUUUUCCUUUGUGUGUGUGUGGGUGUGUGUGUGGUGUGCGUUAGUGGGUUUGCCUUGUUAUCCUCCCAAGUAAAUUUGGGUAAGACUUUGAAAUGUGGACAGCUAGACUCUAAGUUUCACAAAGACAAGUUGAAGUUAUAACAGUAAUAAAGUUUUGAAAGGACAAGAUUUAAUGGGAGCUUAAUGCUGAUUUUAAUGGUGAAUAUAAACCUAGCUGCUCGCUCAAAUACAGGGUGUCCGGCUGAUCUACGACUGUUCCCAGCCAUCAGUCCACUAAUAAAAAUAAUCUCACAAAAGCAUUGAUGACACAUGGACUAGACACAGGCCCUUAUUGUACAUAAAAAAUGACAGAUUUUAUAAUAGAGUGAAUGAUUUCCUACAAAGUUUGUGGUCCUCUUGCCUGGUUUAAGUCUUCUUUACAACAAGAUGAUCCCAAUCCCAAUCUGAGUAAACUGGGCUUUAGGGUGUAGCUGCAAGCACUCAGUUGAGCUCUGAGAAGUCCGCUGUUCCUUUUCCUGAUAAGAAUUGUUGUUUUUCUCCUUCCAGAGUCAGCCCAUCUGCUAAAAUCACAGUCGAGUAUGGAUAUAUGCCUGCGUGGUUUUAUCAGGUGGCAUCUUGUAGCUUUUGUCAGAGCAGACAAAAACACCUCUCAAUCCAAUCUCGCACUUCUGCUUGUGUUUUUUUUUUUCUGUUUUUUUUUUUUUGAGUUUGAGAAAAGCUCAAAAACACCAUCUUUCAAUCUGUCUGUACAGAGAUCACACUUAGUGCAGCCCAGUGCAUAUCAUUUCAACAUUUAUGUUCGGAAACAUCCUGUUCUGGCUUUAAUCUGAACUUGGAUGCAUUGUUUUUGUUUGAUUGCAUUUUGUUGGGAUAAUUUGAACGUUAUCAUGCGGUAUGAUAGAGCCGCAGGAUGGUGUGUGGGCGGCUGUUUAAUGCGUGACAGAUGUAAAAGGAGGAUAUAUUUAGGUGUAUGUAUGUUCCUGUGCAUUUGUAGCCCAGAGGAUUUAUAGAGCGUUCGCUUGUGUCUGGAGGCUCCUCUCAAGAUGUACCGUGGGUGCAUGUGUGGUCGUGUGUUAGAUAGUGAGGGUUUCCUUUACCCCUUUGCAGUCCAGACAUUUCCGCACAGUAUAUCAUAAACUAAUAGUGUUAUAGAAGAUAAUUAGUAUAUCGUUUAGCUGUGAAAAGGUGUGUGAAAAAUCUAUAAAAAGUGUGAAUUAUGUUCCUUGAUCUCAGAGGAACCUGCUCUUUUAACUGAGAUUUUACGUCGUAAUAUUAGUCAGGCUUUUUCACCAAUUUUGAGAACUAAUUUAAGUUAUUGUACUGUUUCAUUACCUGCAUGCAAUCUUGCACCAGAGUCUGGGAUCCUUUAAAGUGAGCCAGCUAGUAAUACGAAGCGUCAGAGAAAGCCUGUUAGAUCAUGUAAAUUGUGACAGGUUACUUGCAGGUUUUAGUUUUCAAGGUUGCUCGUAUUCUCGGGUAUUAAGUGCCGUCUUUCUUCAUUUCUGAAACUCAGAGAAAAGCACAGAUGUUACGUGACAUAAAGGUUACCGUGACUCGUUCAGAGAGUUUUUAACAUCCUCACUGGCUGCAGGGAUUUGCCCCGGAGCAGACUCUUAGACACAUUUUGACCUUCAGGAAGCAGCCGGGCAGAACAGAUGAGUUUGAGUCACACUGAGAAAGAGAAAAAAAAGGCUGAGUACAUGUGAGCUUUUAGCUGAACAUGAUAAAGACAGAGAGAGAGAGAGAGAGAGAGAGAGAGAGAGAGAAAUGUUGUAUCUCUGCGGCGGCCUGUUUAAUGUUAAUCUCAUAUAACUUAUUAAUGGAAACUCCCAUCUGCUAAUAUGACAUAACGAGAUGACAUUUUUUUUCUUUCUCUCCCUCUCUUUUUCUUUCAUCACUCUCACUCUCUCUCUUCUUUCUUUGACUCCAUUAAUUUUCACAUCCGUCUGUUAGAGCGUGAGAAAAGUUUCAACCCUAAACAAAGGAUUAUAGGUUAUUUUUGUUAUACUCUAAUGAAAGAAACUGUUGCGGUAAUACUUCUAUAUUACCAACCACCCAAUCUCCAUCCAUAAAUUAUGGACGAUCAAUGGAUUUUUCUAAAAACAAAGAAGCUCAAUCAUUGGGGUUAUCAGUCAUUUCCACAUGGUCCUGAGUUUGUUUUUCAAGAUAAAACCAGAGAGCAAUAACACAUCAAUCAGCUGUGUUAGAAAUACUGUAGAGAAGGGGGUGGCUGAAUAUAAAAGGCUCAAGACUCAGAAAGAAAAGAUGAGAACAAAAAAUGUGGAAACCAUAAAUGAAUUCAGCCCUCAAAUUUGCCUGUAUCAGUUUAGAGGCAAUUUAGUUCCCUAAUCAUUUGACACAGAUCAUAUUAUUUCAGUGUUAUUUCCUUCGUUUUGCAGAUAUUGAAAGUAGGAUCAAAAAGUUAAACCUCCCUAAUGUCAUUCACAGUUUUUUUUUUAAAGGAAAAUAAUGCGUCUGAUGAAAAACAAGGCAAUGCUAGGCAUUACAUUUUUAUAAGAUGCACUUGGACUCUGUGAGGAUUUCUCUUUGAUGCUGCAAGGAAACCUCUGUGAUCACUAAGUGCUUACUUUUAGCUUUAGAUCUCCAUAAUGUAUUGGUAGUGGCAAUCUUUCUUCAGAAAUCCGAAAGUAGUCUUUAAAAGAGUAAUUUAAUUUGUCAGCCAUUGGGAAAAUACCAAAUUCAUGAUGAGCACGGCUGUAGAGAAGGGUAAGAUUUGUGGGAGAAAAACCUCUUUCCCUGAGUGAUGCACAUUCAGUAGAGGGAGAUUUGACUGUCAGUACAUCUCAAGAAAUAAACUCUACAAAAUCUGGAGCGGAUGCCUCACACGCUCCUGUCAGAUACUUCUUGUCAAAUCUUCUGCUUCUGCUGUUAUUUAACUGUCCAAUUUGGAGAAACUGGAAUAUACUGACAAUGUUGUCAAUCAGUGCUGUGUGAGUGAAGCUGAACCAUGCAAACCAAAGUCCUAAAUAGCCGUGGCACUGUAGUGAACAUCUUCAAAGGUGUAGUCUUGGCUUUUAGGCCAUACAUGAAAAAAUGAGACACAAUUAGACAGCUGAUUCAAAAACUAAUGACAGGAUAAGAUCAGAGUCAAAAGAAAAAAUCAACUUCAGUCAGUGCAGUUUUCUUUAUUAUUUAGCUGCUUCCACUGUCAGAUUGUUAUAAAGUAAAUGUUGAACUCUUUGUUUUGUUUGUGUGAGAAUUUAUCUUACGUCUCAUAUUUGAGUUUGAUCUCAGGAAGAGUUUGAUGCUCCUGUCUUUGUAAAAGCUUGUAGUUGAGCGGCGAGUGCUCUUGUUCUUGUCUGUUUUACAUAAUUUUUCAAAACUGUGCGCAGUAAAUCCUUCACUCACAACAAUCAAACUGUGGUCCUUAGUUCUUACCCAUUUAAAGUAUCAUUCUUCUGCACUUUUUUUCUGGCGUCACAUUUGAGUUCAUUUUCUGACUAACUACUAGUCUGGUAAGAAAAACUAAGAAAUGUGUCAAAAUUAAGUACAAUUUAUUUGACACAACAAAACACAGGACCUUGAGUCUCGGGGUAAACAAUGUUUAACUGAUUUACCAAAUGUGGUUUAGUUAGCAGCACGAGCACCAUCAGCCUCCAGUUUUUCUUGAAUUUUAAAGCUCCUAUAAGGAGUUUUUUUUACAUUGAUGAAAUAGACAAAAAUUCAUAUUAAUACGUCCAAGAAAACAAAAACAUUAGCAACAAGAUUGAUGAUUUUCAUAUCCUAAUUUUAAAUGCCUUUAAUCAGUGGGAAAAGGAAGGUAUCAAUCACCCGUUUUUACAAUUUUAACUAAAUGAUUUACACUAAAUUAUAAAUUUGACCGUCAAAUAUCAGCAGGAUUAGAUUAUUGUUAAAAGCUAGUGCUUAAGCAUGUAAAGGACGAGAUAAGCAAAGUCUGCUUUGUCCACAGGAGGCGCUAAAAUUAAAAUAAACUUAAAGUUCUUAACAGGAACUUUAACAUUCACAUCCCUUAUCUUAUUGCACAUUACUUCAGUCUAGUAUUAAUGCGACAGUUUUACCAGGUAUAGUCAAAUCACAACUUUCUAUUUUCUAAAUCAAAGUACUGCCAAACCACACUGGGCUACUAGAUGCCAUUUGCUAUCUGUGCUUGUUUAAAUCAGAGAAGAAGAGCAUUAUAGAAAACUGGAGCUGCAGUCCGAGUUAGUGGAUCUGCAUAUCAAAAUAUCAGUAUUUCCCCACAGACAGGUUUUAAAGGCACAGUAAGGAGUAAGUUGGUUGAGAAUCACACCGAGACUAAUUCCAAUGUCUCUUUAUGACUUUAAAAACAAAGAGACCAUAAGCAACAAGAAUGAUCUUCUCUUUGUUUUAUUUUCUUAAUGCUUGAAAUCCCUGAGUGUCAGACCAGCAGGCUGAACAAACAGCUUUUUGAAUUUGUUUUCAUGGCAAAAACCUAGAGUGAAUUAUACAUUUCAUUAUUAAAAGACAACAGGAUGAGGCUCUGGACUGAAAAUGUUGUGCUUUUACAUGUGCACGACAAAUAUAAGAGGUAUGACUUUGCAGACAGGGGGCACCAGAACCAACACAAACCAGAAGUCCCUUACAGCAGCUUUAAGUCUAAGAUGUUCAUUAGGGGUUGUAAAAGAUUGUUUUAAUUCAGUCCCAAACAAUUUAAAGGCUUUAAACAGAAUCAGAAUCAGUCCUAAUAUGAUUUUAUUUAGACAGGAGUCCCAAAACAAGACUUUAUACCAUUGCUGUUGAUACUUUGAGGUCAACCCAACUUCCCUUAAAAAGGAUGAUAACAUCUGCAAAAUCGCUGCUUUUUUAUGUUGUCACUUUAACAGACCAAAGAUGGGGCAACUUCAUGUUAUGGGGGCAGAGUUUACACUUUAUGUAAACAGCACACACGGAAACAACAACACGGCCACUGAUUUUUAAUAAUUUAAAGCAAAAGUGCAGCAGUGUGCACCACAUCGCUGCUCUGUGUUUACUUUGAGCAUUAAGGGUAUAUGGUCUAUCAUGGUGAGUGUGUGCUUGUGUGUGUUUCAGAUAACAUUGUGCAGGCAUUAAGAGAAGUUGCUGCCCCAGGACAAAGCUAGCUGAAGCGUUAAGAAAAAACACGAUUUAAAAAAAAAGUGGAAAGCCUGUGUGUGUGUGUGUGUGUGUGUGUGUGUGUGUUGGGGGGGUUGUCCAUUGGUCCAUAAACAACCAAAGCAGUGCUGAAUAUUCUCCUGUUUACUCUGCGUCUGUCCGCAUCUGUUUGUCUCUCCGACUCUCAUUUUUCCAAUUUGUAUCUUUCGGCUGAAACGCCACAUGGAAAAACAAUUCUUCCCUCUAAAUUACAUCUCUGAAGAAGAUGCGAGUCACUGCUGAGCUCAUUUCCUUAGUCUUUAACUCCUCUCUGCUGUGCCAGCGUUGAUCUGUGAAUAAAUAGGUGUCUGGAUAAAUGGGAGAGUUUCCUUUUCACUGUGUUGUCAUCAUAUUAUAAGUCUGUUUUUGUGUGUAUGAGUGUGUUUCUUUGGACAAGUUCACUCUCCUCUUCUAUAUUUUCCUCUAUGUAGUCUUCUUCCUUAUUUUCUGCCCUUUCCUUUCUCACCUUUCACUCUUUCUUCAUGUAGAAGACUUGCAGAAAAACCUUGUAAAUGUAUUCCUGGGCAAAGAGCGCUCAUAUCUUUAUCUCCUCCACCCCUCUGUCCUCUGGCUGUCCUUUUGCUCUCCUCCUCUGAUAGGCCAGUUUUCAUUAUGCUAAUUGACUUCAGUUCUUCCAGGAACACGAGCUGGGACUUCUUCUUCUUCUCACAUUUUCUUUUUCUGCUCCCUCUCUACAUUUUCUCUUUCUAAUUCUCCCUCUCUACCUUAAAGUAAAGGAUUUGCAUGGGCAGACUCCCAUGGGAUUAAAUAGCCGUUUAAAAUCCGCUGUGUGUUUGUAUGUGUGUGCACCCUCCGCCCACCUCCCUCCCUCUCUCCCUCUUUCCUCCCUCUGUCAUCCUUUGCUUUCCUCUCCUCCCUGCAGAGUAAACAGAGCUGCUGUUUGUUCUGCGUUCACCUCUUUCAUCUUCCUCCCCACACUUGCUCCAGUCUGCACAUGUAUGAGCGUGUGUUUUUCUGUGUGUGCCUGCAUGCAAAUGUGUGUGUUUGUGUGUUUGUGUGUGUGUGUGUGGUUUGCAGGCACCCAGCAGGAGCAGCUUAAUGGAGCUUCUUGGGAAUUUAAGAAAAAGACAUUCUGGUUAAAUCAUCGCUGAAAUGAUGCCGAGAUACGAGGAGAAAGAAAUUGAAAAACAUAUUAGGGGGAGAAAAAAAAAACUUCGAUGUCAAGUUUAUUUUCUGCGAUGGAGGAGGAUAAAUGCUGAAUAUGAAUGAGUUGGAGAGGAUUGCUCUUGCAUAAUAAGAGUCAGGAUGAUGAAUUGGAGCUGAAUGUGAAAAUGAACAAAAACAGACUUUUUAAUUCAUCUGAGGGGGAAGAUCUUUCAAAGAUGUGAUUAACUCAGAAAUAUUAAAAGCCCCCUCACCUCCACCCUGAUUUCCUGGAAAGCUGAUGUUGAGUUUUUCAUCUUUAAAGCUGAUACCCCCCAGAAAAUCUGUCUCUGUCAACCUAUAAAGUCAACUCAGGCCACCAUCUCUUUCAACUGAUCUGAAAAUCCUUUCUCAGCAUCAUUUUUCUCUGUCUAUAGAUGUUUAUGAGUGAGUGUUUUUGCAGCCAAGCUCUUCUAAUCCAUCCUAAUAGGGACAUUUUGAAGACCAUAUGGUGAGGAAGCAGAAACUGGACAGCAUGUUAAACGUUUUCAAAUACAAGGAUGCAAAAGCUGUUCAAACAUCUGAUUACUAAGGCAGUGAAUUAGUGAAGUAUUAUGUGAGGACUGAACAUAAAUAAGGAUGAAAAAUCGUCACAAUGAAUAAAGUGACCAUCAAUCAUCAUUCUCACAUCAUCUCUGAACCCAUCAGUUGUCCUUUCACAGCCUCUGAGAGCAAUGGGUCUGGGCAGAGGUGUGUCCAGAGGGGUCGCCGGGGUAGCACAGGCUCUCUAAGGUACUUUAAACAUUUUCAGUUUUGCUGCAAAAACUUUAAACUUAUUAAGUUUUUUUGUCUAACUUCUAGUAAAAAAAAAUCUCAAACUUAAAGCUCCUGUGAGGACCUUUCAGUUUAGGCAAUGUUGGCGCCCCCUGUGCACAAAGUAGUCUUUGCUGAUCUUGUCCCCUCCAUGCUCAAGUAGUUUUCUGACAAAAAAUCUCGUCCUGCUGAAUUUUGACUGUCAAAUCUGCCAUUAAUUGUGACCACAGACUGUAUAUACUAUGGACAACUUGGUUCCACCUCCCGCCUGCAUACGGUUUUGAAGCCAAAAAGCUCUCUGUAUUUCCAUGAUUUUUCUUCAUUUCCUGAAACCAACAUUGCGCAGUAGUAUUGUGCGCAUUCGGCGGGAGAGUUGCCAAGAGUUGCUGCGAUGACGCUCAGCUCAAACAGCGUAUCCCUGGGUGAGCUACGCAAUCCCUGAACGCCCAUAGGCUGUAUCAAGUGUCAAUCAUAGAAAAAUGGAGCUGUACAGAAAAAAAGAGGACUUGAGCACAAACCAGUCUUACAGUAGCUAUAUGUCAACCUUGCAAGCAGGGGGGAAAAAUAUAUUCUGUGAAAUUAAUUUCUGAAGUUUGUCCACAGCUCCUAAGCUUUGUUGCAGGAGAUGGGAUUUAUGACCUAUACUGCAGCCUGUCACCAGAGGGUGCUGUUCUCAGAGUGGCUUCACCCAGAGAGGAGGCAGACUCUGUCCAUUCUAUACACAGUCUAUGAUUGUGACUGACUAUAUCAAAAAUGUAAAAACAGGGCUGUUUAGCUGCUCGGCUGACACCAGCCUCCAUGUACUGGUUUCAGGCUGUACUGGUUUCACUAUAUAAGAAUUGUCAGUGCUGUCGCUGAUGCUCUUGUUGGGCAAUUUUAUGAAUGUUAGUCUCUUUAGGAGCUUUAAUACAGUAUAAAUCACAUUAAUCUGACAGAGCUCAGGCCAGUUUCAAAAAAACACACAAGCCACAGCAGAGUCAAAGAUCCUCAACACGGUCUGGGUUCACAUUAACUGAAGUGCCAUCAGGGCUUUCUUCAGACUUAUUUGUGCUAACAAGCUAACAAGCUCACACUGCUCCUUCUCUUACUUCCCUCUCUACCUUGUUUGGCGACAGCUGCUUUCCCUGUUGCUUGUGGAGUUUUUGAGAAGAGGCCAACUUUGACUGGUGUGUUUAGGAACAAAAAGCAAUAAAUCCAGAUUUGUCUUUAAUAAGGUGGAAGAGACAGAAAACAGAGGCAGGGAAUAAAGAGCGGGUCUGUAAUCAGAGGGCGGACAGAAAUGCCACUCCAAGCAAACAGUAUAUUUACAGCAUUUCGACUGUACAAACAUAAGACAACUUUUCACUGGCAUACAUACAGUUUAUGUCAAUGUUGUGUUUACUGCUGUUUUCACCUCUCUUAAUAGGCUUAAAUUUUUUUUUAUAUUUAACAACAUAAACCUCAAUUAAAAAUUCUUAUUGUAACAAAUACAAGUCAUCUCCUUCAUUUCUCCUCUGAAUAUCCACCUGUCUGUCCAGGAGCUUUCAGCUAAAUGUUGCCAAGUAAAAGAAAAAUCUACAUCACAGAGGAAAUUUCGACACAAACUUUGCAGAAACUUAACUCACAAACUUCUCAAACACAAGGAUCUGUGGAACUGAACUCCUCUUGAACCUCUCUUAAGUGUUCGCGAAAACCCUCCAGAUCAGAGGCUAAUAAUAUUUUCCAGGCACAUACAUAAUCUCCUGCUUCAUUUAAAGAUCUCUGCCUGCGUUCUUUCAUUUGCAUAUCGACCUGAACUUUCUCUCCACCUUCCUCCCACAUUCUCCCUGCAGGCUGAUGGUAAGGUGGUCGAUGGCAGCCUGCUGGGGGAUGCUAACGGCGUGGAGCCUGCGCCUGGCAGGGUGAAGGACUCCGGGAAGUGGCAGAAACCGCGGUUCUCUCGGAAAGCUCUGAUGAAGUGCUGCCUGGUAAAAUGGAUCAUCGCCAGCACGCAGCCACAGGACAAAGGUACAGAGGGGACGAGGCGGUGGAUGUGGAGUGAGUGCGAUGUCUGGCUGAAACUGAUGAUGUGGUUAAUGCACAACAAGUGUGACUAACGGAGUUUGAAUUGAGCCCUGAAUUGACUGCUGAGACCUCUACUGGCCUCUUGAGGUCCCUGUGGGAUCCGCUGGCUCGUUGACCUCAGGGUCAAGCCCCCACAGAUCGUUUAGUCCAAACACUCAUUCAUCAAAUGUCCACACAUCCUCCAAAAACCAUUAAUUAUCUCUGCAAAGGCCUCAAGUCUCUAAACCUCCCUCCUUCUCCCUCUGGGUCUCUUUUUAUACAUUAGAAGAGCACACAGUCGCUUCACAGAGACAGGGCUCCUGUCCUCAUUUGUCCCUGGUCUUGGUCUCAGUGCUCCACCAAGUGGUCCAGCUGUGACUGUGCACAGUUAAUCUCAUGCCUGCAGGGACUGAGAGUGAUGAAUGCGCUUAUAUACUGGGAAUUACUGGCACUUAAAUCCACUGAGGUUUUAGCUUUUAUUUAAGCAUUUUCUUGUGUGUUUAUUUGAGGGUUUUAACUUGUGAUUUAUGUCAGGAAACAACUUAGUGAUAGAGUUUUAGCCACAGUGUAGUCCUCUCUUCCUGUCCUUCUUGUCCUGCAUUUCUUGAUCGUCUUCUUUUAUACAUGCUCUUGGCUUUCUUUGCUUUACUUUCCCCUUACAAUUAGUUCUUCGUACAGAUCCUUCUUUGUCUAUUUUGCUUCUCACCUACCUUUGCCUCAUUACAUCCCUACUUUGAUCCUUUGUUAAAUUCAUUCACUUCUUUCUUUCCUCUCUACCAGCUCUUGUUCCUCAUGUCCAACCUGUCCUGUUUAUCCUGUUUGACUAAUUUUUUCUCUGUUUUUCUUGCACUUUUUUACUAGCCUGAUUUCUCUUCGUCAAAUCCUAGUUUCCUUUCCUAUAUCUACUUGUAAACUCCUUUUUUGUUGGCCUAUCGCAAUCCUCUUGUCCAUUCCCACCUCCACCUUUACUUGUCUCCCUCUCUGCUUCUUUCUGUCCUUCCUUACCUCUUGCUAACUUGACUUGUUUGCCACUUUUCCACAGCUUAUAUCUUCACCAUUUCUUUUAAACUUUUCUAAAUUAACUAACUCGUUUCCUUUCCUACUCCUCCUUGUCCAAAUGAUCGAUUAUAUAAAACAUGGAAAUAGUGUCAGCGAUGUCACCCCUUUGUUUCUGAAGCAGAAGUUUGAAGCAUAUUGGUACAUUUCAUUUCAUCGUAAAAAUCUGAGAUAGUUGUUUGUCCCACUGGAGCAUCUCAGAGCAACUUCAGCUUGAAAUCCAUGAUGGUAGUCCCCUGCAUCAACAGUAAAAUAGCUGUAUUCAUAAUGAUGUUAGUAAUAGGGUGACCAUACGUCCUCUUUUACCCGGACAUGCCUUCUUUUUUAGGGGCUGUCAGGGCUUGCAGGCUUUGUCCAGCGAAGUUUAUAAAAUCCUUCAACUGUCAAUGGUUUUGUACAAGCGUUUUGAUCUUGUGUCAUGUGGACUUACUGAGUUAGAAGUAGCUUUCUGCCCCCAUGGAGUCGUGUUCUCCUUUUGGGAAGUCAGAAUAUGGUCACCCUAUUUAAUAAGCAGAUUUGUUGUUUGUUUUGUGCAAUGAAAAUCAACCACAGCAGUGUUAUCAUUUAAAUUCUACGCGUGUGCCUGUGGUUAUGUUGCUUUCUCUUGCAGGCAACCACAUAGUGUUGUUGUUUUUGCGCGGUAACAGUGCUAAAAACAACAACAACAACAGGAGCUAAUGGCCAAACAACUUUCUGACUUAUGCCUGGAACGCUGUCAACUCAAAUACAGCGUCACUCCUAGCUCUGAUAUCCAACUUCAGGGGUAACUGAAACGCGCCAUUUCAUGAGCAGUCACCUUUUUUGGUCCUUUGUUUGGUACUUUUUCUCACCUUCCCAAUUUGCUUCCAAAAAGAUAAGAAAAACAGCCACUUUAAUCAAGUCUAAAACAAUUGUAAUAUCUAAAAAGCCAAGUUUGUGGAAAAGCAAGCAUUACAUCAGACCUCUAAGUGAGAUUUAAUUAGACCAAAUGAGAUGGUAUUUGUGACCGGGAUCUUCUUUGAUGUCUGAGGCCAGCUUAGCCUCACGCACCGUGUGAAUGUGAGCCCUCAUCUGGUUGUAUGAGACCUGCCCUUAUCAAACCUAUCACGUUUAUCACACACACACACACACACACACACACACACACACACACACACACACACACACACACACACACACACACACACACACACACACACACACACACACACACACACACUUUGUAUCAGGUUUGGUUUGCCUCUCUUCUUUCUUCUUUGGCAGAAAGCAGUGCCAACACACAACUUUAACUUUAGCGACUUUCUUAAGCUGAGUGUUGCAUUAGCAGCAGCAGGUUCAGGCAUUGUUGGUCCAUAGUAUUUCACGUUCUUAUUUUUAACUUCUUGAAGAUCAUCAAUAGUGUCCUCCUACAAUUCAUAACUUCUUUUUAGUUCAAGUGGAGUUCAAGUAUUUCAGACUUUUGAUUGCAGUUUCACUGAAGGGGCUGAUUGUCUGAUGAAAAAGGAGUCUAAGAAAAAUCUCCAACAAUCACUGAUAGCAGAAGAUAAGUGGGCUGAUGAUAGGAUCUAUUCCAUCUCACAAAGCCAAGUGAAAAGACAUUCAGCUUCACAGAGGGGAGAAGCCCUCACCUCGGUAAUGGCCAGCAGCUAAAAAUAGCAGCACAGAGACGGAGGUGUUUUUCAGACAGAAGAAAGGAGGUGGUAACUAAAGUUGGAGCUGGGAUUCUGUCUUUAGAGGGAUUGAAUUCAGAAGAAAUAUUGUUUUAUUUGUGAGUGAGUGAUUUAGUUUUAGUAAUGUAAAAAAGAAAAAAGCUGCACUGAGUCAAGGGUUUGCAGACUAAAUGCAGAUGCAGUAUAUCACCAUAAUCAAUCAAAGACAGAAGUUUAGCCUCCAUGACUUUUUUUCUUGGCACUGAAUGUAAUACAGAAUUCAUUUUAAAAAUAAAGCCUGACCUUCACUUUGAGGUGUUUAUUUAUUUAACUAGAUUGGUAGUCUGUACAUCAAAUGAAAGUUUGUUGUCCAUUCAAAUGCCCAAGAACUUAUUGGCGGUAACACAUUUCAAUGUGUUUACCUUCAGCAAUGCAAAUAUUAAAUUCAAGUGAUGUUACAAGUGAGCUGUUGGGAAGACUGUGCUUGAAGAAUUCAAAACUAGAUUUUAAUUCAGUCGACUUGUUUGUAUAGAGUGAAAUGCUGUCUGAAGCUCCUGCACUGCUUUCAUAACAGAAGGAUGUAAGGGUUUAGAUAACGCUGUCAUCGGCAUAGAGGUGUAUUUUUGCUUUAAAGUUCCUGCCUAGAUUAUUUACAAAAAUAGAGAACAGAAAGGGUCCCAAAAUAGAACCCUGUGGGACACCUUUAGUGACCUUAAGAAAAUCAGAGUUACAGCUCUUCAUAGAUACACUGAGUUCCAUCUGUGAUACAAUUUUGACAGGGAACACAGGAGGAACUGCACCCUGUCUAUCAAACCCUAAGUGAGGAUCACUCUGGCUGGCACUAUAUGACUGACAAAUGCAAAAUGACCUUCACCCUUUUUCACACAGCAUCUUCACACUUCUUGUUUUGCCCAGCUUACCAUGGAGAGCUCAAAGAUGCUUCAUCAACAGCAAUUUAAAGUAGGAAAAAGAGCCAGUCUUCACAUCGAAGAGUCUGGAACAAGUACAGUUUCUUUAUACUUUCUUCUCAAGUGUUAGAAAAGUAAGAAUUUUUAAAGAGCCUUUGAAGUGAGAUAUUGCACUCAGAGCAAAGUUUAAUCCCUGAAUUAAAAGUAUCUUCAGACUGCAAUCACGGUGAUAUAAUGAGGCAAGGAGGGGGGAAACUGAGAGACAAAGACGGGCAGGAUGAGAAAGACAGUGAUACUAAGAGUGUAAUAUGAGUGGGAUUAGAUAUAGAAGAAGAGAGGGAGGAAAGGAAGUGAGCAGUUGAACCGUCAAAUAUUUCUGCGUCAGCGUAUCUCUGCAUGACUUCUGAGUGUCAGAAAUGAACUUCAGAGGGCGAGCACGGAGGAGCAACGCCGUGGCCUCAUGAAAGCUGAAACAAGAGGAGAGUCAGCUGGUGUGUGUGUGUUGUGGUUAGUCAGGGACGGUCACAUGAAGCUUUAGGACGAACCCAGCAUCAUGCGUUUCAUUUCACCUCCUCUGAGGGAGCAAGGGCAGAGGAGAGGAGAAAGAAAAGAAGAGGAGGAAAGGAGGAGGGAGAGGAGGGAGAGAAGAUCACCUGUAAGCCAAGUGGGGCUGAAGUUUCAAACGAAGCUUUAAAGUGGUUUGCUGAGAGAACAAGUCGGCAGCAGAGCCAGGAAACUGGACUUUUGAUGUGAAAUUUUAAUUUGACAAUCUCUGACUUUUCCUCUUUUCUGUUUCACCUUUUGGAUGAAUAGUGUCAUGGAUAUUGAUUCUUGAGACAUCCAAGUUUUCCUAGUUCAACUUCUUUUUGCACUGUUUAGUGUGAGCAGCUCCUGUGGUCAAAGUUUAGAGGAUGAAUUCAUGCAAAGCAGAGUGCGAGAGUGAGAUCCUAAAACUGCUGCGCUGCUUCUUUGGCUUCAUCACCGGGACAGUCAUCCAAGGUAUUGUCUCUGUUUUACUGCUGCUGGUUGUUGGUCAUAUUUUUAACUUCCUGUGUCCAGGUGGGGAGUUUAUUUCGUGUGCAUGGCUGUAUAGAGUGUGAGAAUAUCCAUAGGUUAUAGAUAAUUACAUGAGGUAUAAAUUUAAAGUAGAACAAAGUGGAAGUGAAAGUGACUAAAAAUUGAGCAGUGUUUAUUUCUGAGUAUUGAUAUACAUUAUAAAUACAUCAUAUAUCUGAUCUGAAUUGACUUCAUUUGAUACUUCAUUUGGAGGACUUGACUUUUAGUAGAGUAUUUUCACAGGAAUAAUCUGUCAUUAGCGAGUGGUUACUGGAUUUAGAAUGGUGACAGAAUGGGCAAGACCCCAACACAAAGCGACCAUGUCACAUCGUGCACCAAUUUAGCAUGCCGAUAGAAACUCGUGUUUUCGCUACAGUGUUCACAGGCAGAGGUGAAACAUACCAGACUUUUUUUGUGACGAUUUGAUUAUUGUGUGAUCAACUUGUCCCUGGUGUUGAUUUUGCUUUCAAGACUUAUUGUUGUAACCAGGUUUUGACCAAUCAGAAUCAGGUAUUUAACAUAGCCGGGUAGUAACCCUGUUGAAAAACUGGUGAAAUUGUUUCUUUUUUCCAACCACAUGUAGCAUUUGGUUCUCCUCAGUGACCAGUAAGAUAUAAUCUGUUUUCAAUUUUAAAAUUUCCUUCAUUUGUUUUUAUCUUUUUUCAUUUAUUGUUGUAUAUUUAGUUCAGUUUGUCUUUUUACAAGUCCGUCCUUGAGUCAGCCUAUUUAGUGUCCUUCCUGUCAUCAUUGAUUUGAUGUAAGUCUAUAUCCUCUGUCCUCCUCCUGCGUCCUUUUAUUGGGCCAUAAUCAAACCUCUGAACAGCACUAUAUGCCCCUCUUUUCUUCAUCUUUAUUCUCUGAAUUCAUGCUCAUUCUCCUCCUUUUAUUGUCUAUCCAAUUAUGUCUGCUGCCCAAAGUGUGCUAGGGAAACCUCAGGGUGCAGUCUUUACACGUCCACUUUCAGGAGGCAACAGGCGACCUGAUGCUGAAUGUCCUCUGCAGGGGAAAACAGCCAUGGUCUGCCUCUUGUCUUUGCUUUGCUCUUAUUUUUGAAACUUCUCUAAGACAGUUCCUUUGAACUUAUUUAUAAUGGAGUCACGCUCAGGUAGGGGUUCAGGUCUUUGGGAUCCAUUACUCAACUCUUAUUCUGCCUCCAGCAAUGUUUUCUCACAGAAUGCAGCGAAAGCAGAGGAAGGGCAGUGAAAAAAACAGCGGUGAUUGAGGCAUCCCUGUUUUAAUUAAGCUACAGGGUUAGCUUUGAAACCUGACUGGCUGAGGUGGUUUUAUAAAAAGAGGAUUAUGUUGUGUGGAAGUGAGACUGUUUUGGUUUUAAUUGGAACAUAUCAAGGAGUCGAUGAGACGAGGCGGAGAUAGCAGGAGAGGGAAAAUACUGAACGCGCUGCCAUCUCUCCCCACUAAUGACCAGCUUUAUAUUCAAGUUUCAUUGCAGGGGCUGUACGGGGUGUGUUUUUGUGUGUGGAGAGGACACAAAAGAGAAGGGAAGUUUUUAUCUCCAGUCUCUAGUAUUUGAUGUCAGGGGACAUGCAGGCACUAAAAAGACAUGGUGGGAAUAUCCAGCUAUCUCGAGGCCUUCUGUUUGAUCAGCCGGCUCUGUGCUGUAUGCAUACAUUAAGAAUUACAUGCAGUCACCAAGCAGAUUUCCACUUGUUUGCAUGAGUAUGACACAGAUUUACGCAGAAUAAGCUCAUGCUGCAGUCUUUUCCUAUCACAUUUCUUUGUGGGUGUUGUUGUACCCAUGUAUAAGUUGUUCCUCAUCAAUCAUUACCAAGUGAGACAUGGAAACUGAUGAUGUGUGAAACCCCACAGCAUCCACCGAUUGGUUUGCAGCUGAGUAAGCUUAUCCUGAAAUAGUGGUAUCAGUUUGAUCCGUUUUCUCAUGUUUCAGUUCCUUCUCUUUUAUCCCUGGUUGUGAAUGGAGCUAAGCGGCGCUGCUCUGCUGAGUGUUUUUUGACGUCUAGCACACUCUGGUGAGCAUCAGAGAUAUUACAUAGCUGCUGUGCUACAAGACUGUUAUGCUUUGUGGGGCUGCAACUUAUAGUUCAUUCAUUUCUGUAAUAAAAUUAAUAAUUUGGCCUUUGAAAUGACUAAUUUAUUAUUUUAAAAUGAUAUGAUCAGUCGAAAUCCUAGAAAAGGUGGAAAAAGUCAAAAUGUCACGUAACUAGACAAAAUCAUCAAUAGUUACUUGGAUUUUGUGAUGAAACUUCAGACAACAGGUUUUUUUAAACACUAUAUAUGCAUAAUGUUCAGUUACAAUAUGACCAAAAAACAAAAACAAAAACAAAAACUAUUAUUUGUUUUUCUGUUGAUAGAAACUCUCUCACACUCAGUCUUAUUUAAGACUCAAGUCCAGCAAUAAAAGCUCUACCUCAGACAGGAUUACUGUAAAUAACCCUUGUGGUUUGUUAUAAAAAGAACAACCACCCACAGUUGUUACUGGAUGUGUGGGCAGUUAAAACAUGCUCCAUUAUCCUCUAUUUGUCAUCAACUGAAACAAGGAAAUACCCGACAAUAUAAAUAAAAUUUUGGCUUUGCAAUCAAUAAAUGUGAUCAGCUUCCCAAAAACAUCAGCUGUGGUUUGUUACAUGAAUGACUGCAAGUUUUGGGAAAUUCAUCUUUUCAUGAUGUCUAGUCUGAGGUUUGUCAACAUGUUAGUCAGAAAGUUUGGAAGAAUUUUGUUUCUAGUUGCAGGAGGUGAAUCUCUUGUGAGAAGUUUGGUGUUGUUAGAAAAACAAACUAAAGUUAAUUCUGACCAUGCUGCAUUAGCUGCAAAAAUAAAAAUAAACCACAGCAUCCGCACGAUUGUUUAUCUUUACAUAUUUAUUUAUAUUGUGUGUACAGUUGGCUGCAGAGACUUUGUUUACAAUUCCCACUGCAAAAAAAGACUAUUUAAUGCACACAGGCUGAGAUCUGAAAACACAGUUUGCUCAUGUGUGGGACAAUUACAUGCAUGUAAUUGUCCGCAGAGGACCCCACAUUUUGUAUACACAUAGGAGCAAGUCCCCUUUCAUGCUGGCCACCAUCCUGCACCUCUGUGUUGCUACAGUAGGACAGAAUGGACUGCAGCUGGUCAAAGGGUGAUCUUUUGUCAUUUUUUUUCUGUUACUUUGGUGUCAUGCUAUGAUUUGACUGGAUGGAGCACAAAAGCGUGAAGCUGCCUUCCCAUUCAGAGUCUUUAUGAAUCACAGUUAGCAGUGGCAGGACCAUGGCCCCAUCUGAUUGGCUAUUUUUCUUACACUGUGGGAUGCCAACCUCCCCUGACUUAUGUGGGGCAGACGUAUAUUGGUUUAGGGUCGCUGUAGUUUCACCGCACAUCCAUCAUAUAGUAUUCAGAGGGCUGCUGUUUCCUUGGUGUGAAAUCAGAACGAGGGAGAGUUGGCAGCAAAUGCACAAAAUCACUAAGUGAUUUACUGAAAUGACAACCAGUGUUUGAAAACAACAGGAGAAACGAGACUUCACUUGGUUUCUGUGAGAAACCGCAACUGACAGGAGGUUAGCUUGGUUAAACAGAAAGGCUGAUAUGGAAAUACACUGUGAUUGUCUGCAGAGAGACACUAUUAGAGGCCUUUCUGUGCCUUGAUAAGCUACAGCAGAUGAAAAAGUCAGGACGUAAAAGAGUCAAGCGUCUGCAUUGAUCAGAAGAGAGGAAGAGAUGGAGACAGAGGAGUGAAAAAAGCAGUGUGGAGGUGUGUGAUGUGUAUGAUGUGAAAGGUCAGGAGCUCCCAGGUUCAGUUUGAUCUCUUCUUCUUUUUUUUCAUUGUCACAUGGUGUCCCAAACUCAAACAGACUUAUACAUGUGGCAUCAACUCACGUGUGCGCACACACACUCUCAUAUGCUCAAACUGUAGAGGAAAACCCUCCUUUACCUGUUGGCAGUGGUCCAUGUUGGUUCUCAGGAUUUCAAGCUUUGCUGUUCCGCUUAGAGUCAGUCUAAGAAAGCUGACAUUACUGAGGUUAAAGUUUAAAAUUAGUAACUUAGCAUUUGAAGUUUCAUCGUUAGCACUGAUUAUUACAACUUGGCAUCAUCUGACCUUGAAAGUUUAGAUAUUGUCUUGUUAUUAAGGACCUUUGGCUCUAUUCAAAUUAUUUCAGAGCAGCUUGUUAGUGUUUUUAUAGUUGUUGCUGUCUCGUGGUUCAGCUGCAUUAUGGGAGCAGUGAUGGCGGCUCUCUCUGUGGAGGCUCGGAGGCGCCUCUCUCGUCCCAGCUGCCUCUCCCACAGUGCAGCCAGGUACCAUCGCUCAGGUAGGCAAUCUGAUGGUCUCAACAUUACCUGUUCCCUUAUUGACUGCUAUAUCCAUUCAUUCACUCCUGCGAUUUUUAAAUUUUUAGUGUUUAACUUUGGUGUCAAGCAUUGUCUUUGGAAAAUCACUGGAAAGUUGGUUUACAGAACUUUACAAUCCUCAUAAUUGAAUACAGUGUUGAUUGUAGGUUGAGCAGUUUCGUUGUUCAUUAGAUUGUAGAUUUUUCUGCCACUAAAGGCAAAGAGUUGUUAUGGCUCACACUUUUACAAAUGCAUCCCCACACGGUUGAGUGCCGUAUCUGCGCCUCUUCCUCUGCGGCUGCGGUGAAGACUUAAGGUGAUUUUUGCUGAUGAUGUGUCUGACUGAGAGGAAACAGUCCGAGUCCUCUCUUCCUUUUUACUGACUGUUGUGUCAGCAGGGAGCACCAAGCCUACCUUUUAAAAACCUGUUAGUGUUCUAAUGGCCUGCUUAGAGAAACAACCACACACACACACACACACACACACACACACACACACACACACACACACACACACACACACACACACACACACACACACACACACACACGCACACACAAACAAACAAACACAAACACACCCACAUACAUGCAUGAGAUAAUCCCACAAACCAUUUGCUCCACCAGCACCAAUAUAUAGAAAAAACAAGUUUUACAGGCACAUAAAUAGACCCCAAAAACAAAGAAACUCUCCUGAAUGCACCAUCAUGCACAGAUUCCUGUAUUUGUGCUGUGUGAGUGUAUGUUAUUUAGUGAGUUAACACCUGUUACCUGAUCCACUUUUCUCCACAAAGUGCUAAAUGAAUUGUAAAUGUGACCUUGAGGGUGAUUUCUCUGCCAUAAAUAUAGACACCACAGACUCUUGCUUAUAAUAAAAGCACAAAAGUAGUUCCCACGGGAAUAGAUUUAUCAUUUUAUUAUUAAUCAUUAUUUGUAUUUCUCCGAUAAAAAGCAAAAAGCUUAAAAAGAGGAGGGGGAUGCUCCACCAGCUCACCACAAAGAUAUUGAUCCCUCUCACUCCGUUUCUCCUAUCUCAAACCAAGUCAAUGCAUUAACACACACUCACACACUAACACACACUUCUUUGUUCUCCUUCUUAUCUUGAUGCAUUAGCAAGUGCAGAGUCAUCAGUUAUCUUCUUGACUUCUAAACACAGCUCCGUUAAUACACACACUCACACUCUAAUAACAUUUUUCCAUGUUAUCCUUGACCAACUGUUGCACACACUUCCAGGAAUCAUUACGUUUGUCUGAGGCAUCACGAAUAUAAUCAGAUUGUUAUAUUCAGGCUCCUCAUUUACUCCAACACUAUCUGCAGAGGAAAAGAAAGGAACAAUAUAAAAGAAACAAAGGUUGAGGGGUGACAAAAGAGAUGUUUUUUGCAGUUUGUGUGCUUCUACUUACACAUAUUUGACAACGAGCUUCAUCUGAAAACUGUAGCAGCAGCAGAAGGGAGAAUCAGCAGGGGUGUGUUCAGAGGUGCAGCUGAAGGGCAACACAAACCCACCAACAUCGUUAGUGCCCUCCUGCAAGAGUUUUUCUAUAUAAGGGUGUGGUUAUCGGUGAGGACAGGUGAUAUUAAGUUUAAAAUUCAAUGUUCAGCCUUCAGUAGUUGAUUGUUGAAGUUUUGAAGGUGAAGAAACUAUGCAACUUUUUUAAAAGUAUUUUUUGGGCGAUUUUGCCUUUUUUAGUAUUAGUACAGGGUGAAAUGUGGAGAGAUAGAGAGAGAGGGGGAGGACAUGCAGCACAUGUUUGGGGUCGCUGCUCCAGUCGCUACAACUUUUGAACCCUCCUCCAUCUCCUCACCUCUUUCCCUCUUUGUUACAGACUGGAUGGGGUAAAGUCACAUCUCCAACGUAGGACAGCAUCUUAAAGGGACAUGAGACCAUAGCCUACCUACACACAUCCAAAACCAACUUUUAUUUAUCAAUUUUUUUGACACCGAAUAUAUUGACAUGGGCAAAAUGACAUCAGUGAUUGUCGUAAAUUUUGGUAUCAGUAAAUUUGGGGUUUAUCGCCCAGCCCUAUUUCCAACAGCUCCAGCCAGACCAGCAAAACAUAACAAAAUAGACUACUUUUAAAAUGGUGAAACUUUCUGAGGAAAGAUUGUCUGCAUUGGUGAGAAACUGGGUACAGGGACUGACAACUACAGGGGGCUGGAGAUCAUAGGAGAACAGACAGAGCAAAAGAAAACCAGUUUGUUUGAGGCACGCUCUAGAUGUAUCGCUCAAUUUCCAUCCUAACCAAAACGACAUGAGGCAGUAUGUGGGAAAUGUGUGUAUCUGUUUUCAUUCAUAUGAGAGGCAAUAACAAGCCAUAGAAUUAUUGUGGUUUUUCCAUGUAAGAAGACACACAAAAACAAACUUGUUGUUCAGCAGAGAGCAUAAUCGAAAGAGGAAACACUGCUGCCUGCACUUGGGCUUCGACACACUUCCCUGCAUGACUUGAUAGACAUUAAAAAUCAUUUAGACAAUUAUUCACAAAAUAAGAAGCAACACCUUUUUUUAAGGUUACUUUCUCAGACAUGUUUUGUCUUUAUUGGAUGGGACAGCUGAAGAGGGACGGGAAAUGUGGGGGGUAAAGAGUGAGGGAAGACAUACAACCUCAGAUGAAACAGAUCUAGCAACUCCAUACUUCGGAGUUUGGUGAGUAGGAUGAUAUUGAAGACAUGGGCAUUGAUAAUGAUAGUCUUGAGGUUUCAUGAAGUUCAUUAUUAUGCCGUUGCUGAUGCUUAAGUGGUGAUAAUGACAUUGACAAAAACCCUGACCUACUUAAAUAUUUCCUUUAGUGCUGCAGGUCAGCACCUGUGUCUGAUUGCACUUGGAGAAGUUAAAGCAUUUACUCACAUUACUGAAGCAAAAUGACUAAUAAUGAGCUAACACUUAAUUCAAUGGAAGCCAAAUUACAGUUUAUAUACUUUAUAAUAAAAAUCAAUAGUUCUUUGCUUGGCAUUCAGAAACUCACAGGUCAACAAGGCAUUUUUAUGAAUUCAUUUUACCCCCCUUUCUCCAAAGCUGUCUGGUUCCCCCUGAUCAAACAUUUCUUAACCCAACCUGGUUAAAAUAUCUUGUGGAAAAGUGGAGCAGACAGUAACAACACUGAAGCAGGAAAGGGACAAAGAGGAAUUUAGUUGGGGUAGAAAUACUCAAGAUAGACAAAGUUAUGGAAACACAGGGAAGAUGGAGAGAAGAGAAACAAAAAUCUGAGGUAUAGGAGGCUCCACAAUCAGAGAGAAUAGGUGGAAGGUUUGAAGUGAACAAGGCUCUCGAGUUUUAACCCUCAGUGCUGAGUGCUUUAAAGGGAAUCAAAGGAAGAAAAGUUGCUCCUAGAUAGACAGAGGAAGCUGUAGAGAGAGAGAAAGGGCGAGAGAGAGAGAGAGAGGGUAGUGAUGGGAAAGUAUGUGCGGAGGAGGUAGACUCCAGGGGGAGGAGGUUUCAUUCCCCACAGCUCUUCUCAGUUUCUCAGGACUUCCCUCUCUGGACACUGCUGCUUAGUGCCUUCUCCACAGAGCCGAACUCUUCCAUAUCUGGAGCUGGAUUUUGGACAAACAUCGAAGUGCCCGGCAUCAGAUGAGAAACAACGCUGAACUGAUACUGUUUUAUUCUGCGGUUAAAUUAAGACUUUGUUGAAUGGGGUUUGGUGGACCUGAGGAAUACAGACCAUUCUGACAGGAAACUGCUGAAGGAAGAAGGAAAAUUUGGUGAUCAAAAACAUGUCCUUUUUGAAGAUUUGGGAAAGUUUCUCUUAACAGCUUCACUUUGCAUGCAUUUUCGUCUAUUUUACCAUGAUUUAUGGGUCUGCUUUGCAAUAUAAACUCCUAGUAAAUAUUGUGAGUGGAUGCAGCUAAAGCUACAGUAACUGUUGUUGGCUUGCAGAAAAAAAAAGUACUUUGUUGCAGAGUUGAAGUGCCAAACCUUGGCUUCGCCACGGCAUAUAAUGGGGUAAUUUAGUAGCAACUGCUAAUGUAAUCCUGCGGCUUUAUAGUACCAGACAUGAGUGGACAUGGGGAUUUUAUAUUCUGCUCUAUGAUGUUUUGUAUCGCAAUAACUCACCCGUGUUUGCUCAGACUUUCUCUGUCCUAAUGGAGGCAAAAACCUGAAAAUGGACACCAAGGCUGCACCACAUUCUUUGCUUUCCCCAAAGGACGUAUCCCUCCAAAACCAAAAUGUGAUCCCUGAGUGUAAACUAUGACGUGAGGACCCAUAAUAGCUGUUUGGAUUAAGAGGGUCAGCAGUAACUUGUGUCUUUAUCAGUCUGAGCUUCUGAGAGUUCAGGCAAGAGGAAAGUGACUCUAAACGUCUCUUUUUAAUGCGCUGUAAUAAAUGGCUGGUGACACAACCCCCAUUUUUCCUCAUGGGUUUAGAGAGGGAGGUUUUCCAUAUAUGUCAGCUUCCACAUAUUUUCCACGUCAGCAUCAGUGUUGACAUUAGAGCAGCCUUUAUCCAGCUCCCUACCCUGGCCCUCAUGCUGAGUCCCGGGCCUGGAAAUAAACCCAUGAAGUCACCCAAAUAUCAAACUGAUCCCUGAUCCUCUCUGGUAGAAACACUUGUUGUUGACUCACCUGGCUCGGCUUUCGGGGGCCACUUAAGCCUUCUUUUCAUCUCGACCCGGGACAAGGCCUUCCAGUGUAGGCUUGGCCCGUCAGUGGGCUCCCCUGUGCUGCAGUCAUGGGGAUCCAGGGCAUGGAGUUGUUUGCUAUCGGCGUGGUCAUCAUCCUUUUCAUGGCAGUUCUGAAGCAGUUUGGCAUCCUGGAGCCCAUGUCCUCGUUUGAAGGUAAGGGCCCACUUGAGGCCCCUCUAUUGCAUAACAGAAACCUGCACUGGCAUGGCUGUACGCACUUACAUCUUAUUUCACCCUAGAUUUACCUUAGAUUUGUGAAUAAACAUUAUUGUCCACAAACUGUUUGAACAUAGAACUACGUCUUUUCCAAAACAAUGCCAUUCAUCAUUGCAUAUGUAUAAGCCUUUCCUGGGUGACUCACAGUUUCUGACAAAACAUUAUUGAUGAUAAACUUGCUGAAUAACACUUAGGCGAUCAUUUCAGUGAGCAACAAAUCAUUGAUCAUUUUUUAUUGCUGAAUAGAGGGCAUUCAAGUUGGUGUUUAAGUGUUUGUCGCUCUAACUCAACUGUAAGACAUCUGUGCAGAAGCAUUACGGUUAAGUUCCCAACCAAAUGACGUAUCACCAAAUUUGGUGAUAAAACCUUGUGGAUUAUCCUGACAGGCGAAGGUUUUAAAAGACAGGGCUGUUUUUCUCAGCUCAUGAAAAGUUGACAGUUUGGAAUUUUUUUACUUUAAAAACCGCCAGCUCGAGCCAAAACUCUGUCUUGGAGGUAUUGUGUCAUGGUAGAGACUAUCCGAGUAAACACAGCUGACAGGAGUUUUGUUUAACUUCAAGUCACUGCCUUUUAGACAUGAAGGAGAAGAGCAACUUUGAUUUAACUUUGGUCAAGUAAUUAUUUUUGUGCAUGCCCCCUCCAGACGGUAGUAAGCAAAGUGUCAAAAUAAAAAAGUAAGGCCAAGAAGCAAAAUGUUAAGAAAAUAUAACAUACUUUCUGUUUGUUUGGAGUUUGGCUUAAGUUAUUGACAAUCCUUGAACCCUGUGUUUGUUGUUGGCGUCAGUGUGGGGAAAGGUUAAUGGGAUGUUUUCUUUUGCCUUCUAAGAGAUUUUCCAUAAAACCUUGAUCGGCCACUAGACUGUGUACAUUUGGGACUGUAAAAGAGCCAUCAGAUCAGCUCUCUGAAUGAUGCAGCUGCUUUUGAUCAGAGUCUUUGGGCUGGAGUCCAGCCAGUGAGAGUGCCCUCCCCAUCAGUGUGCCAAGACAAUUACAGCAGGAAGGCUCCAGCAGGCACAUUAGUGCUUCUCAUAUGGCUCGACAUCAGAAGUAAUAAAUUCGACAAAAACACCAGUUAUAUUGUUUCAUAAUUUAUCACUCAUCUCAUUUUCUCUAAUCUGCAGUUCCCUCAGUGAGCUCCCACUCCUUCUCCUCCUCCUCCCCCUCCUUCUCCUCCUCUUGCCCACUGUGGCAGCGCCCACACCCCAGUCUAGCAUUACUUCUUAUUAAUUAUACAUGCACUAUCGAACAGGCUUUCUCUGAGGCCACCUAAAUAUGGAGUCAGGAGAACUCCUCCAGGACCCUGAAGGACACUGGCCAUCUCUCAGUAGCCUCCAAAAUUCACGUCAUCAGACUUCAUCCUGAUCACUGACAUUUCACGACUUCAGCACCUCUCACUGGGAUUCACUUGCCCAAACAUCUCCUUAUCAACAUGUUUCACUCUUUGACCGCAGAGCUCUUAAACCCAGAGAUCUUAUCAUCUUGUGAUUCAAAACUUUUCAGAACUCACAAAUUUAGACGUUAUGGUUCAUUUUGAUCACUUAGAUAAAUAACUGUAUGAAUGAGCCCCUGAAUAUGCCAUCAAACUUGACCCCUGCUGUCAUUUAUUUGGCUAUCUUCUGUUUUAAAGUACACCCAUCCAAGCAUUGUUGCCUUUAAACUUUCAGGAUGGCCCUUGUCACUAUUACAUUUUUAAGAUUAUGAAUAUGUCAUGCCAUAACUAGUUGAUACUGUAUCCUGCAAACACUGAGCGUAUGUCACUGGUCAUAUUUUCUCUGGGAAACUUAACAUUUUACAGUUUUUUUAAACUCUGCUUUUAAAUUAUUCUACCAAUUAUUAAUAAAUAAUUUGUUAGCUCUAUCACCUACCUGUCUAAAUUUUCUUAACCAAAGAUGGAGACUUUGGUCACCAACUUUUGUCCCAAUAUCCCAAAGCCCAGUGUCUUGAUUUAAGCUCAUCUUUUAUGGCUCAUCUGUGGAAACGGUCUAAAUUUUCUCUUAACUGUAAGUGCAAAGGUCUCAACAGUCUGAUGGUUCAUUAAAACUUCACAGCAUGUUCGCAAAAGAUAGUGACACACUCCCAGUAUUUCAUUUAUGCCUCAAAACUAGCUUUUUUUUCAGUUUAUUGGUCAGUUUCUCUAUAAUUAAAAAAGUUGUUUGUAAUCGUUUGUGCCGUACAGGUCGAAAUGUACUCCCACAUAAACAUCCUGUAGGCAGAAAGCAGAAGCUUCAUAUCUGUACACUUCAAACCUGAUUGUGAUUGAUUGACUGUGAUUACAAUUCCACACACUCUCACUUUGCUUUGGAUUUUUUUUUUUGCCUAUUUUUUUUGGAAGACAUCAUAAAUACUGGUAUGUGUGGCAGAUCAUGAUACUGAAAUGGAUUGUUUUGCCUGUGGCGCUGAAACAAUAAAAGAAUGCUUCUAAGCUGGGAAGGGUUAGACAAUUUCACUGAGAAUCAACUCAUCAGUUCUGAUCUGUGAGGCAUACAUAAGUGAUUUUUGUGCAGAUUUGCAGAGAAUUGCUCCCUCUGUGUGUGUGUGCCAAAACAAUGCAGUUUGGAUGAAUGAAUAAGACUCUCUGAAUUGUUCAGAGAUUUAAGCUUGAUGUUUUAAACAAUGCUUCGCUCAUUUUAGAAGUGAGCACUAGGAAAACUCUUCUUUUCCCUCCUGUAAACUGAAUUUAAGUGCCAGAAAAUUUAAAUCUUAUUAUAUUUGACUAAAGUUUUAUGUUUUGUUGUAUAAUUUUUGUCUGUCAUUCUUAUAUUCAGAUCUGUAGAUGCUUACAGACUUACUAGAGGCGAAGGUCAGGACAAUAACAUCAAAAGGCCUUCAUACUUAAGUCAGCUUUGGUAAAAGACACAGAAAUGAUUAUGCUGAUUUAACAAGGGAGAGAGAGAGAGAGAGAGAGAGAGAGAGAGAGAGAGAGAGAGAGAGAGAGAGAGAGAGAGAGAGAGAGAUGAACAACAAAUUAUUAACUCACACCAUCCAAGAUGACACACAACAGCUUGUAGUAACCAUCUGCCACUCAAGCACCCACGCCUUUAUUUUGCAGGCCUGAUAAAUCAUAUUAGUGAGUCAUAAAAAAUAACAACUCCUUGUUUGGUAGUAAUGAAAAUAGAAAGUUGUUCCAAACUGUUUCUGUAUGAAGCUGAAAGUGGGUUUGUUUUGUCUGAUUUACUGGCUUUCAAACUUGCUGCAAGUGGCCUAAUGAGGGACUGCUGGAACUGUAGUUUUUAGCCCAGUGUUGCUGCUUUACAAACACAGUUCUUAAUGUGUGAAUUGAUAAUGAAAUGCUGAUAAAACACAGAGAAUUUGAUUUUUACAUUGAACAAGGAGGCAGCUUUUAUUGAGCGGUUCAACGUAAAGAACAUAUUUAUGAAUUGGAGUUUGUCUUUAGGUCACCUUGGUUACUUUGUUGACACGUUUUCCACAUUUAGCGUCAGCAGUCCAUUAGAGGUCCUUUAUCAAUCAGCAGGCCCAUAAUGUCUGAUCGCUCAUUGGUUGCAUUAUUUAUAUCUCCACAGCUCAAGACAGCUCUCUUUGAUGAUGACUCACACAAAAUAAACACACUGACCACCUGUAUGUGUUUGUGUGUAUCUAUAGUAAACUUGUGCUAUAAGUAAAAUCCAGGUUAAUGAACCGGCUGACCUGGAGUUGUUGUUUCAGCCCUCUGAUCCGAUAAGAUCUGAUGCGGAUUUUGGGCUCAGUCCAGCUCAGGUCUAUUUUAGGUUGGCAUCUAAUGCCAGAAGUAGCCUUUGUCUUAAGUGAUGUACCAGUUUUAUUUGCAGGUAUCUUGAUACCAACAAUUGGUAUUUUUACUCCACAUUACUCUCUCAUGCUGGAUUGAUUGCAGCUGUGAGACCAUCGAUACACAGUAGAGAGAUGGAGGGAGAUUGAACGGUCUCAUAUGUUUUAUCAGUUCUUUUUUUUUUUUUUGCCACAAUCUGAAGACACUCAAAUGUCAUUCAAUAAAGUUUUUUUUAGUAACAGAUAAUAUAUGCCGCAUCUUAUAAUGCAUUAUUAGCACAUUUAUAAAGCCCUAUAAAUAGAUCUAUAAUGCUUUAUAACCAUCCUUAAAAGUGAUGUUAAGCAUUUAUAACGGCUUAUAGCAAUCUUCAUGAAGUGUUAUAAUUACUGGAAAUAAUGCCUUAUUAAGGUUUAUGAUGUAUCAUACCUCAGUGAAAAAGAAUGUUAUUUCUGAGUAUUUUUGUCUGAUAUUUUACUUACAGCCACAAAAUACUCUUUAAGUUUUUAGAAAUGUGUUCAUACGAUUUCAAAUAAGCUGAGACAGCGUUUUCACUUUACUUAAAGCUCCCUAAGUUUUGGAGUAGCAUGCUGUGAUUAUUAAUGAGAUAUUUUCUAAAUAGAAAUUAUCACUUUUUGAUGAUAUACUGUUACUAAACCCAGAAUUUAACAGUUGUUAGUUUUGCAUUAAGGUAUGAUGGAUUAUAAUAAUCCACACUGUCAUAAGGCAUAAUGUUCACUGCUUAUAACACUUCAUAAUCAUUGCUAUGAGCUGUUAUAAAUGCUUAUAAUUACUAAGAAGGGUGCCCAUAUGAAGUUAAACCUUUUUUUGUCAGGGCCAUAAUUUUAAAGUCCAUAAAAAAAAUAAAUAAAUGUCAACAUCCACAAUGCAGCCUAAAGAUACACCCAUCCAUGCAUUUACGCCUGAGGAGGAGGAGAGUGAGUGUGUACAAAUGACUGAGAGGGACUUAUCUCUUGACUCUCUGGCUCUGCUGUUGUUGUUUCAUCGGUCUCCACUAGAGGGAGUGUGAGCUCACUCUUUCCCUUUAUUACUUGAUUAUGAGUGUGUGACACAGUAUUAAAUCUGUGUUAUGGACCCCAGGAGAGAUAGGGGCGCAAUUAGAAAGUGGAUCACAGAGCUGGGUGGGAAAAAGAGAUUGAGGACACCUGUUGACCUUUGUUACUACCCUCUACAAUUCCUUUUAAGGAAGGUAGUUGUAAUAAUAACACAUUUAGCAAAUAGAUUAACAGAUUAAAACUGUUUUAGUCUCACCUAUUUAAAGUGUCAGUAUCUGAUUUCUUGGAGGUUUCAGGUCAGUUGUUGUUUUUUUUUUUUUUUAAUGAGAUGGGAAAUAAUUUUCUAAUGUGGUGAUUUUGUGUGGUUUAUUUUUUUGAUAAAUUUCCUCCCUCCCACUCUCUGUUGAGGUACUUUUUACAAUAAUCUACUCCACUUCUAUGUUAUAAGGGAGUCAAACCAUCAGACCCUAUUUGUAGUUUUGUAGCAUAUUCUGUCAGAUCCAUUACAGAGAGAGAGUGAAAGAAAGAGAGAGAGAGAAGGAGAGGAGGGAGGGGGAGUUAGUCAAUUAAAAAAGGCAGAAGGGAAGGGCUAAAUGAAGAAACAGAAAAUGAGUGACGGGUGAGUGACACUGUUUCUGUGACAGGAAGGGAUAGAGCAGCAGGACAGAGAGAGUUAGCCUAAAAGAUACAGCUGAAGUGUGGGAGAGGUGUACAGAUAAUGUUUAAAAUUAUGUAGUAGUGAGGGAAAAACAAAGGAACUGAUCGUGGAGGGGAAGGUGGAAGAAGAGGGGAAGAUGAGUGUGAGGUGGGAGACAGAGGGACUCCAGACAGUGGGAAUUGUCUGCCUGGUGAUCAUGUUCCUCAAACUGAUGCACCUGCUGGGCCUGAUUGACAUCACAGAGACAGGUGAGGCGACCUGGGAGAGAGGCGAGGGAGAGGAGGAUGAAGAGGGUGACAUGAGACAAAGAGGCCGGUGCAAAGCUUUGAUUCUUUAAUUUACUUCAAUAUCGUUGUUGUUGUUGUUUACCCUGGUUUUUAGAUUUGUAGAGACAGUUAUACAAAGAUGCUCAUAAGAAUAAGAAAGUCAUAAGCCCGCUCAACAAAAUAUACACAUAUAUACUAUUACUUUAUUAAUAUAAUAGACUGAGGAUGGGAAUAUUCAACACCAAUGAUUGUCAACAAAUGCUCCAGAUAUUCCCACAUUAGAUUUUUUUUAUAAAUAGCUGUUCCUAAAUUCAAACUUAGCCUUGCAUUUUAGUUCAUUUUACACCCACUAACUAAAAAAUGUUUAUAAAUCACUUCUACAUACAUAUGUUUUAAUAUUUAUUCUGAAAUAGAUGUAACAAUUGAUGUUUACCUGCAACAAACUAAUGUUUGGAGUGUUUUGUUAUUUAAUUCUGUAAUAGUUAAAAAGUUUUUCCCCUUGAGUGUGUUUGAUCAACUUCAUGUGAAAUCAUGUUUAAGUUCUUAACAAUUUAAAUGUGUGAUUAAUUUAUUUUUAUUUUUAAUUGUACUUGAGACGAUGGCAGGUGUGUUGCUGUGGUCAGUUUGGGAAAAGUGGGUCUGUACAGUACUGUGCACAAACACAAGGACUGUUAAAACAUUAUGUUCUCAUGCUGUAUUAAGGCUUACUUUGGUGGGCAAAUCUGGGAGGAUCUGUAUUUUAGCUCUGUACAUUUGUAGGGAUAGUAUGAAGUAUGUCCGCACUCACAUGGAUGGAUGAAUGGCGUUUUACCCUCUCUCCCACCAUUCUGGUACCAAAGUUUUGCCAAUUUUUGACAGACAUGUACAGACAUUGUGAAAGAAUUUCCUUGCAAAUCUUGAUGGACUGAGUUCUCUCUUUCAUAUUUGUCUUAUUGGAUGGAUUUGCAAAGUGUUUUUCAACAUUUAAAGCUACCAACAAUAGAGAGUAGCUUUUAGAGUAAAUAACACCAGCAGACUUUUCCUAAACAAUUCAAUUUGUUAAUUUUUGUUUUCCUGUGAUGAAGCAAAUAACCAAUCAUAGUAUGGAUUUUCAUGAGGGGAGGCAAUCUGAUUUCAAAGGAGGCUCAUACCACUCCUUGCCACCCUUCCGCGACGCCCCUGCGUAAAUGAGGAUUAACAAACAACAAAGAUGUACUUGCAUUUGCAAACUUUGACUCAUAAUCUGAUUAUGAUAAGAGUACAUGAAAGUGCGUGCUAGUUAAUAGUGUAUUUAUAAGCAGAUUAUCAGCUAGACGUAUUUCAAAGUUCUAAAAACAUUACAGGACCUUGAGAAUUUCUAAGCCAGAUGACUGUUUCAAAGGUCAAGAGGGGGAAAUGUAUGCCUGAGAGCGCUCUAAUUAUGACUUGUUACAACUGCACAUUGUAAUCUGUUUGUGAAACAGCAAUGAUUUUCAGUUUCUAAAAAUCUGAGAUUAGUUGCAAUCGAGGUCAUAGGUCAUCGCCUGAUGUGUCCCUCUCACUCUGUGCAGGACUGAACUCUCAUUACUCGAAUGCGCGUUAGUGAAACUCCCACCACUGUGCUUUUUCUUCAUGUUAGUUUCACAGCAUAUCAUAUAUGACUGCUCUGCUGGAUGUUUGGUCAGAAUGUAACUGGAGUCUUUUUCCCCUGGACCACUUGCUGUCUCAUCAUAUAAACGUCCCAGUGAUUGAUCUGACUAUUUUCUUUUUGUUUUUUUCUUCCUCUUUCUAUCACUCUCACUCCUUCUCCAUGUGCUCUCUUUCACCCCAUCUUUGUCUCAACACUCCUCCUCCUCCUCUUCUCCUUGCUCUUUCCUCUCUUUGUAUAAAGAUGGUGAGUAUAAAAUCUCAACUAUGUCAAGAAAACUUCCCUCCUUUUCUUGAAAUUUGAAUGUUUUCCUUUGACCCAGUUGUGCAGUGCUUUCUCUUAUUGUGUGCGAACUUGAAACCAAUUAUGCUGCAACACAAUUUAUGGUAGAAAAAAAAAAGAUUUUUAUAAACUGUCAACUCCUGUGUUGGCUAAUACCUUUUUGUUUUAAGGAAAGAUUAUUGAACGUAACUUAGUACUUGUUUGGUGACAUCUCCGCCAUAAAGAAAGUACCUCCUCUUAUUUUCCCCCUAAAUUCGGUCUGCUAUUUUUCCUAAAUUGCACGCUUUCCAUUUGAUCUAUUACAAAUGCCUCCCUCCCUGCACUCAAUGUCUGCCCCCAUCCUUUUUUUUCCUGGUCAUCCUCCCUGCUCCACAUCUUUUUUCUCUCUUUCCUCCUUUUCCUCUACCCUUCUUACUGUCCGUCUAUCCAUCCUUCCAUUUCUGUCUUUCUCUCUUUCUCCUACAGACAGCAGCGACAGUGACUUGGAGCUGUCCACGGUGCGUCACCAGCCGGAGGGGCUGGACCAGCUGCAGGCUCAGACCAAGUUCACCAGGAAGGAGCUCCAGUCUCUGUAUCGGGGCUUCAAGAAUGUACGUACAUCUCCAGUACUCUAACCCUAUUACUUUGCUUUAAUUAGACACGAUUUCAUCUAAUAUAUGUCUUUUCUCCCUGUCUGGAACAGGAGUGUCCCAGUGGAAUGGUUGAUGAGGAGACGUUCAAGACCAUCUAUUCUCAGUUCUUUCCCCAAGGAGGUUAGAAGUUAGAUUUAUCUCUCCUUUCUUGUUCUUAGAGACUCAAUGAGAGUUUCUAGCUGUGAAUGGUUGUCUAUUUCUUAUUCUGAUUAUCAACAGUGUGUUUUAAAAUGAGUAAUUCCUUCACUCAAAGUCUGCCCACCAAUGGAAAAGGUGCACAAAAGGCUCAGAAAGUAUGGCAGAGAUUUAACAGUGGGAAAAGCCCUCACAGAUUUGGCGGGAAUGUGCCUCAAAAUUAGUGAGUGAGUAAGUGUGGACAGUGAGAUGGAGCCUAAAACAAGAAGUUUAAAGAGACAUGAAACACAAAAUAAAACAGGGGGCACUUGAACAAAAUUCAUGACAGGAAACAAAGAGAACAAAAAGGUACAAAACUCAGUGAAAGCAACGAAGUAAAACAAGGAAAAUACAAAAUUACUAAACAAAAACAACUCAGGACACUCAAGUUUGGUUUGGGGGGUUUCUACUUUAUAAAAGUUACCAAAUAAAAGCGCAGAAAUACUUCAGUGAAGUAAACCACACUCUUCAUAAUGAAGGUAUCAAACAAGGAGAUAGGAGGAAAAUUUGCACCUGAGUGAAAUCACUUCAAUCAUUGGAUCAUAUUUCAUCACAUGCAGCAGAAGUCCUGGGGAAGGUCUAGUAUUCUGAUGAGUUAAGUUGAAUGUAACCCUCCUCACAAGAAAGACAGUUCCAUGCAUUGCACUAAAUUUAUGACCUUGACUCCUUUGGUCCACAGAUGCAACAACCUACGCUCACUUCCUCUUUAAUGCAUUCGACAUCGACAGGAACGGGUCAAUCCGCUUUGAGGACUUUGUCAUCGGUCUGUCGGUGUUGCUCCGAGGUUCAGUCACCGAGAAGCUCAACUGGGCUUUCAACCUCUACGACAUCAACAAAGAUGGCUACAUCACCAAAGAGGUUUGUUAUAGUAGAGGUGACUGGAAACCGGUACUUGUAAUUCAUAUAUGUCUUCCAACACAACUCUUUCUGGAAUUGACUUGUGCAUUCUGACAGGAAGUGAGAGUAGGAAGUACAGCAAGAGUGCAGGCUAGAUUCAAACAGCUGCAGGUAGCUGGAGGAUAAAAUCAAGAGAAAAUAAUGUUUUUAAAGUCAGACAGACUGCUUUAGAAAAAUGAGAAGUAGAUCUAUAACUCCUUAUUUUUGACCAUUUUGUUUUCAGGAGAUGUUAGCCAUCAUGAAGUCAAUCUACGACAUGAUGGGGAGAUACACGUACCCCUGUGUGCGAGAUGAAGCUCCAUACGAACACGUGGACAAGUUCUUCCAGGUUCUCAAACACACAAACCAAAGAAACUCAAACACACUGAGCCACAUUUCAUUUUCUUAAUAUCUGCAAACCGGAGUUAAAAAACGAAGCAUCUGCAAAAGCUCCUGGUAAGGUCCUGACUUGUUUUUGUCUGUUUGAUGUUUUUACAGAAAAUGGAUAAAAACAGAGACGGUGUGGUGACAAUUGAAGAGUUCAUCGAGACCUGUCAGAAGGUGACUGUUAGCAACCUGCUACACACAUAGACACACGCACGCACGCAUGCACACAUACUAUUGCAAAACAUAACAAUUGCUCAGCUUCGCAAAUACAACAUGUCAAGGUUCAGUGUCAGUGUAAGCAUGGUGUCACUGUUUAAUCAGAUGCUGAGUCAGAUUAUCACAUGGGGUGGGUAAUGCACAUGACUCACUUUCCCAUCAUUCUCUUGCAUCAUCCAAACCCUACCCUGCUUAUUGUGGUUCCCUUUUUAACACUCAGCUUCAUUUUUAAGUGUUAUAUCCUUUUUUAUUUUCAAACCCCUUUCUCACAAGUUUUCUUAAAAACUCUCCAAUCUUUUUAAUUCCCUUGAGGGAACCUUCCCAAAAUGAUCAAUAAAGUUAUAUCUAAUCUAAUCUUAUUUUAUCUAAUUUAAUCUAAUCUUAUAUUAAUGCAUUGACAGAAGCACCAGGGUUCAGAUUAUUGGCAGAACAAUGGAGAGUAAGAGUAGAGUAAGAGAGUAAAGGCAGAACAGCACUUAAUUGUUGGUUUUUUUUGUUGGCUGGAGUUAUCAAACUCACUCCUACUGCUUUCACACUUGAGUUAAUGAAACUGAAAUUGAAAUUCAGUCAAUGUCGGCGCCCCCUACGGACGAAGCAGUCUCUGCCCGUUUUUUUCCUCUAUGUGCUUUGGUGUCUUCUGACAUAAAAUCCCAUCCUGCUGACUUAUGGCGCUCAGAUGUGUAAUUUAUUGUUAAUAUUGUUUGUGGAAAGUGUAAAACCAGGGCCGCCUCAGCUGCUUGGCUGACAUCUAGCCCCUCACAGUGGAUUCAGGCAUUAAAAAUCACAGUAUAAAAGUAGGCUAACUUUUUAGUGACGGUUUUGCUUGCUUUUGUUUGUCAUAAAAAGGCAUCAAUGUAAAUUUCAGUGUAUUUCAUAAACAUAAAAAAAUUCCUCAUAGAAGCUUUAAUUUGACUACACUCCAGACAAAAACAAACAUUUUCAUCUUGAAGUCAUUGUCAACUCUAAUCACACAGUCCUUUUUGUCCAGUUAAAAAACUAAAUAUGUUUCACGCUGCAGUUAUUUUUAGAGUUUGACUGUUGUUAUAGUUCAGCUCAAUCCACAUUUCUUUUUUCAUCUAUUUAUUUCUUUGAAAAUGUAAAAAGUACAUUUGUCAAUAAAAACUGAAGUAAUCACUGACCAUACACGUGCACAGAAUGUCCAUUAGUAUUUGUUUUGUGAAACCACAUAAUUAAGAUGUUUGGCUCAACAGAUUUUGUUGUUUGCAUUUGGCAACUAUGGCCUAACCUCUGAGAAUAACCUGGUUCUUAGCUGUAAUGAGUAGUUAUUACUUCCUGGCAUAAGCCUGAAAACUCAAACAUGUAUUUAGUCUUCAGCGCUGAUAAAAUCAUAAUUAACAUUUACGGUCUACAGAAAGAUCAACAUGUGAUGGAAAAUUGAAUGGGAAUUUGACUUGUUGCCCCUUGUUGUAGUUGUUACUGUUUCGGCAGAGAAUUAAAACAACAAGGCUUUGAGCGUUGACAGACAUAUUUUCUAUGACUUCAUAAAAACAUAAACAAGACACACUUAUGUUAUGUUUGGUCCUCCUGUGAACAUCUGUCAAGUCCUGACUCACGUGGAGGUCAGCAGAUAGUGAGAGAGAGUGUUGAGUUUGAGAUUCACCGUGAUGAAUGUUUGAUUUACCUGAAAGUCAAACAUGGGACCAUGAAACUCACGCAACUUUUGCAGCUGUUCAAACAUGCCUCUUCAAAAUACUGAAAAAAAGAAAAAUGAUUAAACUGCUCCAAACUCAAACACAAACCUUUUUUUUGUAAAUAAGACAAAAUUACACUAUCAUCUGAAAAAUACAGAAAUUCUUGCAUGCAGUAAUCUCAGAAUAUAAAGCUUUCAUCAGUAGCAAUCCCAAGAAAGGAAAAUAAAGCAUCAAAUCAGCACAUCUCAACUUUCUUUAGAGUAGCCUUUAAAACUACAGUGGCAAAGAUCUUCAGAAAAUAUUAUAUGCUAUUAUGAAAGUGGAAAAAAAGCAUUUUAUACACAUAAAUACUUAAUUGAUUGAUCUUUUUGUUUUUUUCUUUCAGGAUGAGAACAUCAUGAACUCCAUGCAGCUGUUUGAAAAUGUGAUUUAAGGAAUGAAGACUUUUUAUUUUUUCUUUGUAUUAACUCAUGUACACAUACACAUACACACACCCACACACACCACACCAUUCCAUACCUCACCUGUCAUUAUCACCUGACUUCCUGGUACAUAAUGUAGCUACUGUAGAGUUACAGGAACUAGAUGUCUUUUUUAUCUGCUCCUUGCUGUGCUCCUCUAGCCGUAUGUUGCUUCUGGAUUAAAAGGACUGCUGCAUACAGAGGAAGAGCCUCCUGGGUAAAAUCCUCAUCUAUCCAUGUAGUGUGUUUCUGUGUGUCCAACCAUCAUGAAGAAACAGAAGAGCCCCUUGUGUUUCCAUCGUCAGAUAAAAAGAGUCAACAAGGAAUAAAGAAGCUUACAAUAAUCCACUAGCCUGAACACUUACAUACACAAACACACACACACAAACUUAUUGUUUCUUCAAAAGUUUAUAGUGCACUGGAUAGAGAGAACAAAGAAUUAAAUUGACUCAAAAGAGACAUGAACUUAAGCAUGUUUGUCAUCAGAUAUGUCAUGUGGAAUUAGCUUGCACUACAGUUUUAUGACUUGUGUAUUAUAUGCGCCUAAAUAAAGGCACUGUAGAUACCUGCACCUGAUACACACCUGUGGAAACAGUGUGUAUGUAUAUAUGUAUAGUUAAUAGUUAUAAAUCCUACGUUGUAUUGGUCUCAUCUGUGCUGCACUGGGUUACAAAAUAGGACCUGAACUGAAUAUUUGUUUGAAGAAUAUCUGUUCAACUUCAUGUUAAAUCCAAGUUCUUCACAAAUUUAGAUGUAUCAUUAAAUAUUACUUUAUUUUCUUUUGUAUUUGAGACGAUGGCAGGUAUGUUGCUAUGGUCAGAUUGGGAAAAGUGGGUCUGUACAGUACUGUGCACAAACACAAGGACUGUUAAAACAUUGUGUUCUCACGCUGAAUUAAGGCUUACUUUGAUUCUUCAGCAUGCUGACUCUAAGUGCCACGGUAUUAUGAACAGUACAGUAGGACCUUUGUGAUGUGGGUUAAUUAAAGAUGCUGUUGACAGCUGUGA